CGACAUCAAGGUGGUGCGUCCGCUGUACAGCGUGGAGGUCACGGAGACGGAGACGGCCAAGUUUGAGACGGAGAUUUCCGAGGACGAUGUCCCGGGACACUGGAAGCUGAAAGGAGAAGCGUUGCAGCAGUCGGCCGAUGUGGAAAUCAAGGCGGAGGGCCCCAAACAUCUUCUGAUCCUCUACAACGUGCGCAUGGACAUGGCGGGAGGUGUGGAGUUCUCAGCGGGCAACGCCAAAUCAAACGCUCAGCUGCGAGUGAAAGCUCGAGUCAUACGCCUCCUGCGGCCGCUGAAGGACGUGACGGUGACGGCCGGGGAGACGGCCGCCUUCCGCUGCGAGCUGUCCUACGAAGGCAUUGUCGUCGACUGGUUCCUGGCGGGGAACAAGAUGGAGGCCGGCGAGCGGGUGAAGAUUCAAAGAGACGGCCGAAUUCACGCUCUGACGGUCGGGGAUGUGAAGCUGUCGGAGGCGGGCCAAGUCAGAUUGACCGCCAAGGAUUUCCAGACUCGGGCGCAGCUGAUCGUCAGAGAGCCUCCGGUGGCGUUCACCAAGCCGCUGGAGGACCAGACGGUGGAGGAGGAGGCCGCCGCCACGCUGGAGUGCGAGGUGUCCAGAGAGAACGCGCUCGUUCAGUGGUUCAAGGAGGGGCAGGAGAUCCGCAAGAGCAAGAAAUACGACACCGUCGUCGAUGGUCGAAAGAGGGCCUUGACCAUCCACGACUGCAACCUGGAAGACAUCAAGACGUACACGUGCGACGCCAAGGACUCCAAGACUUCCUGCUUCCUUGACGUCAUAUCACCUUACGUGGAGUUCAUCCAGCCUCUGCGAGAUGUUGAGGUCCUCGAAAAAGAAUCCGCCAGGUUUGAAUGCAAAGUUUCCCGAGAGUCGGCCAAGGUUUGCUGGUUCAAGGACGGCUGCGAGAUCAGAAAAGGCAAGAAGUACGAGAUCUUGGCCGACGGGCUUCAGAGGAUCCUGAUCGUCCACAAGUCCGCCAUGGAUGACGAGGCGGAAUACGAGUGCGACGCCGGCACGUCAAAGAGCUCCGGCAUGCUGACUGUCAUCGAGGAGGCCGCCAAGUUCACCAAGAACCUGUCCAAUGUGGAAGGCACGGAGACGGACAGCGUGAAGUUGAUCUGCGAGGUGUCCAAGCCUGGGGCGGAGGUGACCUGGUACCAAGGAGACAGGGAGUUGCCGGAGGGCGGCCGCUACGAGCAGAUCGCGGACGGACGCAAAAGGAUCCUGAUCAUCCAAGACUUGAGGAUGGAGGAUGCCGGCGAAUACAACUGCCGACUGAGCCCCGGCGUCAGGACGGCCGCCGUCCUGAAACUGAACGAACUCGAAGCCGAGUUCAUCGCCAAACCGCAGGACCAGGAAGUCGUGGAAGGGGAGAGGGCUCAGUUUGUCUGCUCGGUUUCCAAAGAAACCUAUGAGGUGAAAUGGUUCAGAGGGGAGGAGGAGGUGGAAAGCGGGGACAAAUACGAGAUUGUCAGCGAAGGAAAGAGACGAGCUCUCGUCGUGAAAAACUGCCAGCUGAAGGAUGAGGGAGGUUACGUGGUCCUCAUCGGCAGCCUUCGAGCCUCCGCGGAGCUGCUCGUGAUCGAAAAACUGAGGAUCGUCACACCCAUCAGAGACACGGAAGUCAGAGAGGGAAGCGAGAUCGUCUUCAACUGCGAGAUGAACAUGGAGGGAGUGAAGGCCAAGUGGCUGAAGAACCAGGAGACCCUGUUUGAGAGCAGCAAGUACACGGUGGCUCAGAGAGACGCCGUCUUCUCCCUGCGGAUCUCGGACGCCCGCAAGGCCGACGAGGCCGACUACACCGUCGGCCUGACCAAUCACAGAGGAGAGCACGCCACGUGCUCGGCCCGCGCUAAAGUUACUGAGGAGGAGCUCAAGUUCUUGGCUCCCAUCGAGGACGUCGAAACGCAGGAAAAGAAGACGAUCAGUUUUGUGUGCAAGGUGAACCGACCAAAGUCGACCGUGAGGUGGCUGAAGGACGGCCGGGAGGUGGAGCUCAGCAAGCGCGUCGUCUACCGAAGCGAAGGUCUCAACCACAGGCUGACCAUCAAGGACUGCGUCCCGGAGGACGAGGGCGAGUAUCGCGCCGAGGUCGGAGAAGACAAGUGCGCCGCCGAACUGAUCGUCAGCGAGGCGCCGACGGACUUCACGGCGCAACUCAAAGACCGGACCGUCACCGAGUUCGAGGAUGCGCAAUUCAACUGCAAGUUGUCCAAAGAGAAGGCCGCCGUCAAGUGGUACAGGAACGGCCGGGAGAUCCGAGAAGGGCCGAGGUAUAUCGUAGAGAGAGAAGGUAAGACGUGCAGACUGGUCGUCAAGGGAUGCAGACCGGACGACGAAUGUGAAUACGCCUGUGGCGUGGAAGAGAAGAGGACCAGAGCGAGACUAUUUGUCGAAGAAAUCCCCGUGGAGAUCAUCAGACCGCCCCAGGACGCUUUGGAAGCGCCCGGCUCAGACGUGGUGUUUGAGGCGGAGCUCAACAAGGACAGAGUGGAGGUGAAAUGGAUGAGAAACAACAUGAUCAUCGUCCAGGGGGACAAGUACCAGAUGAUCGGCGAGGGGAAAGUUCACAGACUGCAGGUGUGCGAGGUCCGACCUCGAGACCAGGGCGACUACAGGAUCGUCGCCAAAGACAAAGAUGCUCGAGCUAAGUUGGAGCUGGCGGCUCCUCCAACGAUCAAAACCACAGACCAGAACCUGGUCACGGAUGCCGGCAAGCCCUUCGUCAUUACCGUGCCCUACGACGCCUACCCUCGGGCGGACGUCGAGUGGUUGUUCGACGGCGUCGGUCUACCUGUCCAGAACGUCGACAACUCGGCGGACAAGACGGCGUACCGCCUUCAGAGUCCCAGCAAAGAAGACCGGGGCAGGUACAAGGUGGUGAUCAAGAACAAGCACGGCGAGGCGGAGGCUCUCAUUAACCUGGACGUGAUCGAUGUGCCCGGACCCGUCAAGAACCUGAGGGUGACCGACACCGUUGACGGCGAAGUCAGUUUGGCCUGGGAGGAGCCCGACAGCGACGGCGGGAGCAAAAUCACAUCGUAUCACGUCGAGAGGCGCGAUGUGAAGCGUAAGACCUGGACGGUGGCGACGGACCGCGCCGACGCGCCGGAGUAUUGUGUAAGUGGCCUCCAAAAGGACUGCUGGUACCUGUUCAGAGUCUGCGCCAGAAAUCGCGUCGGGAGCGGACCCCGCGUCGUCACCGAAGACGCCGUUCAGGCCAAGAAUAAAUUUGAUGUUCCCGACGCGCCGGAGAACGUGGCCGUCGGCGCGGUGAACAGAUUCGGCGCCGCCGUCACGUGGGAGCCUCCCGCGUUUGACGGCGGCUCGGAGAUCACCGGCUACGUGAUCGAGCUCCGCGACAGGACUUCCGUAAAGUGGGAGGCGUGCGCGCUCUGCGGGGCCAACGAGCGCUCGGCCGGUCUCAAUGACGUGGUCGAGAACAAAGAGUACAUCUUCAGAGUGCGAGCGCAGAACAAGGCCGGCGUCGGCAAGCCCAGCGCCGCCACCAAGCCCGUCAAGAUCAUGGAUCCCAUCGAGAGGCCCGGCCCGCCCCUCAACCUCAACUUCCAUGACCAAACCAAGGACGCCGUCACGCUCGCCUGGGAGCCCCCGGCCAGCGACGGCGGCAGCAGGGUCACGGGCUACAUCGUUGAGAAGUGCGAGGAGGGCACAGACAAGUGGCGCCGCUUCAACGCCAGACUGUGUGCCGACCUCUCCUACCGGGUGUCUGGACUGAAACACGGUUCCAAGUACCUCUACAGAGUUUGUGCCGAGAAUGCCGCCGGUAUCUCUGAUCCGGCCGAGCAACUGGGCCCGCUUCUUGCCGACGAUCCUCACGUGGGUCCGACGCUCGACCUGAGCGCCUUCAGGGACGGCUUGGAAGUCGUCGUCCCCCGGCCUCUCGCCAUCAGAGUCCCCAUCACCGGAUACCCGACCCCCACCCCCACAUGGACGUUUGAAGAGAAGGAGCUGACGUCAGCAGCCGAGCGCGUCUCUCUGGCGACGAGGCCCUCGUACGCCGAGCUCAAAGUCGUGCCGAGCGUCCGUCCGGACAAAGGGCUCUACGCCCUGCAGCUGGAAAACGAUACAUCCUCUGUCUCUGGAGAGAUUGAUGUCAACGUUAUCGCCUGCCCCGGCGCUCCCAAAGACUUCAAGGUGGCCGAGGUGACGAGACACCACGUCCACCUGAUGUGGGAGCCUCCCGAGCACGACGGAGGAAGUCCCGUCACGCACUAUCAGAUCGAGAAGAGAGAAGCGUCUCGGAAGACCUGGGCCAAGGUGGCCACGGGAGUCCUCGACCUUGAGCAUACCGUGACGGACGUCAUUGAAGGCAAGGAGUACCUGUUCGGCGUCGCCGCCUGCAAUAAAUGCGGCCCGGGCGAGCCGUCCUACAUCGCCGACCCCGUCAACGUGUCUUCUCCGGCCACUGCACCCGAUCCUCCCGAGAAUCUGAAGUGGCGCGACAAGAGCAGCAAGGGCAUCUUUCUGUCUUGGGAGCCUCCAAAGUACGACGGUGGCUCCCAGAUCAAAGGUUACGUGGUGGACAAAUGUCAACGUGGGACCGACAAGUGGGAGCCCUGCUCAGAUCCUGUUCAAGAGCUGAAGUUUCAGGUGACGGGUCUGACCGAGGGACAGUGGUAUGCCUACAGAGUCCGAGCCGUCAACAAACUAGGAGCCGGUCGACCAUGCAGGGCUACUGACGAGAUCCAGGCUGUGGAUGCCAAAGAACCUCCCGAGAUUCAGCUGGAUGUGAAGUUGCUGGCCGGUAUCAGCGCCAGGGCCGGCAGCACAAUCGAACUCCCCGCCGACGUCAAAGGGAAGCCGGAUCCCCGCGUCAAGUGGACCAAGGCUGACCUGGUCCUGCGGGCCGAUGACCGCGUUGCCAUCGACACGCAGCCGGGACACUCCAAGUUGUCCGUUGCCCGCACGACCAGAGGCGACAGCGCCACCUACAUCAUCGAAGCCGUCAACACCUGCGGACGUGCGACUGCUACCGUCGACGUCAACAUUCUCGACAAACCCGGCCCACCCGCCGCCUUCGACAUCUCCGAAAUCACCAAUGAGUCUUGCCUCUUGGCCUGGAACCCUCCACGAGAUGACGGUGGCUCACCCGUGACCAACUACAUCGUGGAGAGUCGCAAGACCGAUGAGGAGAAAUGGACCAAGCUGUCGACCACCGUUAAAUACACCACCUUCAAGGCCUGCAAGCUCACCGCUCUGAUGGAGUACAUCUUCAGGAUCAGUGCCGAAAACCAGUACGGCGUGGGAGAACCUGCCGAGCACGCGCCGAUUGUUGCAAAGUAUUCAUUUGAUGCUCCGGCCCCUCCAUCCAGAGUCACUCCCUCCGACAUAGCCAAGGAUGCCGUGACCCUCAACUGGCUUGAGCCGGACGAGGACGGCGGCAGUCCCAUCACUGGUUACUGGGUCGAGAGGUUUGAUCCCGACACCGAUAAAUGGGUCAGAUGCAACAAGCUGCCCAUCAAGGACACCGGCUUCAGAGUGAAAGGACUGCGGACGAAGAAGAAGUACCGAUUCCGGGUCCUGGCUGAAAAUCUGGCCGGAACUGGAAAACCAAGCAGGGAAACGGAUCCGGUCCUCGUCAAAGACCCCAUUGAUCCUCCAUGGGCUCCUGGCAAACCCGCGAUCCGUGACAUCGGCAAGACCUCUGCCCUGCUGGCGUGGACCAGGCCCGAGCACGAUGGCGGCGCCAAGAUCGACGCUUACGUCAUUGAGUUACAGAAAAGCGGCAGCGAUGAGUGGAUCCGCAUCGCCGAGGACGUCGCUCAGACCGAACACCGGGUGCGGGGCUUGAUGGAGAAGCAGGAGUACGCCUUCCGGAUCAAGGCCGUCAAUAAAGCCGGCGAGAGCGAACCCAGCGAGCCCUCCGACUCUGUCGUCUGCAAGGAGAGACUCUACCCCCCAUCUGCACCUCAGUGGCUGGACGUGGCCAACAUCACCAAGAUCAACGCCGAUCUGAAGUGGCAGGCACCCAGCAGCGACGGAGGCUCAGCCAUCACCAACUAUGUGGUGGAGAAGAGAGACGUGCGGCGGAAAGCUUGGCAGACCGUGGAUACCACAGUCAAGGAGCUCAAAUACACGGUGACCCCGCUCAACGAAGGCUCCUUGUAUGUGUUCCGCGUGGCUGCUGAAAAUGCCGUCGGCCUGGGCGAAUUCUGCGAGCUGGAGGAUGCCGUGCUGGCUAAAGACACUUUCACCACUCCCGGACCUCCUUACGCUCUGACCGUCGUGGAGGUCACCAAGAGACACGUGGAGCUGAAAUGGGAAGCUCCGAAAAGCCACGGCGGACGACCCAUCACCAGGUACGUGAUCGAGAAGAAGGACAAACUGGGAACUCGUUGGUUGAAGUGCUGCAAGACUCCGGACAAACAAACUCAAUUCACGGUGACCGAUGUGGACGAGGGCUCAGAGGUCCAGUUCCAAGUGCGCGCGGAAAACGAGGCGGGGGUCGGGGAACCCAGUGAACCCACCGAGACCCUGACCAUCGAGGAUCCCACCAGUGCACCGUCCCCUCCCUCGGGGGUGACUGUCCCAGAUAGCAGCCGGGAGCACAUCACCGUCGCGUGGAAGCCGCCGGUCAAGGAUGGCGGCUCCCCGAUCAUCGGUUACCACGUCGAGGUGGCCGAGGCUCGUCCAGAGCUGAAAUGGCUGCGGGUCAACAGCAGACCGAUCAAAGACCUCAAGUUUAAAAUCGAGGACGGAAUCAAACCGGAGAAGAAGUACGUCAUCAGGGUCCGUGCCGUGAACGCCAUCGGCGUGGGCGACCCCUCGGACAUCUCCGACAAGGUUUUCACCAAGGAUCCAGACUGUGCCCCGACUAUGGAGUUGGACGCAAAGGAUGUGGUGGUGAUCGAGGGAGAGAAGCUGCACCUGAACGUUCCCUACAAGGCCAUCCCCACGCCGCAGAUGGUGUGGCAGAAGGACGCGGGGGAAUGUAAGAGUGGAGAGCGGCUCUCCAUGAGAGUGGAGAUGAACAGCGCCCACCUGGAAUUGCUUCGGUGCGCACGUUCCGAUGCCGGCGUCUACGCCAUCACCCUCGAAAACAGCCUGGGGACCGCCGGUGGAAACGUCAACGUCAAAGUCAUUGGGCUCCCCGGUCAGUGCAAAGACAUCAGCUCCGGCAAUGUCACAAAGAACUCCUGCGAUGUCAGCUGGGUGGCACCCGAGGACGACGGAGGGACGCCAAUUCUUAGUUACACGCUGGAACGUCGCGAAGCCUCCAAAAAGACCUACGUGCCCGUCACGUCGGGAGAGCACGUUCUCGGCCGCACGGUCAAAGACUUGCGCGUCAACUGUGAGUACUACUUCCGGGUGAGAGCCGUCAACGAGGUGGGCGCCGGAGCCUAUCUGGAGUUGCGAACCCCCGUCAUCAUCGAGGAGAUCAAGCAGAAACCAGACCCGCCCAUCCAAGUGGAGGCCCACGAGCCAACGUCCAAAUCCGUCACCAUCACUUGGAAAGCGCCCGAUUAUGACGGCGGCUGCCCCAUUCAAGGUUACAUUGUGGAGCGGAUGGAGAAGGACGGCGAGCGCUUCGAGCGGGUUACCCCCGGCCCGGUUCCCGGUUUCUCCCAUGUCGUGACGGGUCUCAAGGAGGACAAGGAAUAUCAGUUCAGGGUCCGAGCCGAGAACGCCGCCGGAAUCAGCGGACCGUCUCGGAGCACCCAACCCGUCCGAGCCGCCGACCCCGUCGAAAAACCGACGGUCACCCUGCAUGCCCGCGUGCAGUCCGGCUUGUGCGUUAAGAAGGGCGGAGAGAUUCGCAUCGAUGCCAACAUCUCGGGCUCCCCUUACCCCAAGGUCACCUGGAUGAGGAACAAUGAGGACGUCACCAAAGAGCCCACCAAGAAGGUCGUCCCAUUGGUUAAGAGGAAGACCAAAGCCAAGGCUUAUGGCCCCCCAGAAGAGUUUGUGACGCCACUGCGCGAGCGCCUCGGUUUGGACCAGACAAAGAAGGGUCACUCCGCUUUGAUGAUACGAGAGGCCAUCCGAGCGGACCACGGCAUCUUCACCAUCCAGGUUGAGAACAUUCACGGCCUCGCCACCGCCUCUUGCGUCGUCAACGUCCUGGACAAACCCGGGCCCCCCAUCAACUUCACCUUUGAUGACAUCAGGAACACCUCAGCGGUGUGCAACUGGGAGCCUCCCGAGGAUGACGGCGGCAGUGAGAUCCUGAACUAUAUCGUGGAGAAAAAAGACAACAAGAGCGACGACGUCGGCUGGAUCACCGUUACCUCCACCUUGAAGGGCACCGGCUUCCCCGUCACCAAGCUGAUCGAAGGGAAGGAGUACAUCUUCAAAGUUACCGCCGAGAACAAAUUUGGAUGCGGACCACCUCUGGUCUCUGAACCGCUGGUGGCCAAGAACCCGUUUGAUCCUCCCGACGCACCCAACACCCCGAGAGUUCACGAAGUGACGGCGAGCUCGGCCCACCUCUCCUGGCACGAGCCGAAGGACAACGGCAGUCCCAUUUUGGGCUACUGGAUUGAGAGGAAAGAAGUGAAUAGCAAACACUGGACUCGCGUCAACCGCGUUCUCCUCAACUCUCUGGAAGUGAAAGCGAGCGGCCUGCUGGAGGGACUCACCUACAUCUUCAGGGUGUGUGCCGAGAACCUGGCUGGGCCCGGACCUUUCAGCGAGCCCACGGACCGCAUCGUUGCAAUGGACGCCAUCCUGCCUCCGGGUCCUCCGACACCAUGGAUCGUAGACACCGGCAAAGACUCGGUCAUCGUGUCCUGGAAGCCGCCUUUGUACAAUGGAGGAGGGGACAUCUUGGGCUACCACGUUGAGAAGGUGGUGGCCGGGGAGAAGAACUGGACUCGCAGCACGGAGUUCAGGUGCAAGGAGCUGACCUACACCGUCACAGGUCUGACCGAAGGAACCGAUUACUACAUUCGAGUCAUCGCCGUCAACGACGCGGGUCCCGGAGCACCGGGAGUCACAGACCCCGUCACCGUCAAGGAGCCUCAAGAACCUCCGGCCGUGGACUUCGACGUCUCCGUCAAGAAUGGCGUCAUGAUCAAGGCCGGCGAGUCGCUGAAGCUUCCCGCCGUGGUGACUGGCCGACCGCAGCCUGAGGUCAAGUGGGCCAAAGACGAUGCUGAAAUUGACAAGGGGAGAAUGAUCGUGGAGACGGAUGGCAAGCACAGCAGUCUCUUCAUCAAGAAGGCACUCAGGAAGGAUCAUGGCAAAUACCAGAUUUCAGGCACCAACAGCAGUGGGACUAAGGCUGCCGAAACCAAAGUUGACGUCAUGGACGUCCCAGGGCCUGUGGUCGACUUGAAGACUGUGACGGUGACCAAGAAGAACAUCACCCUCACCUGGUCCGAUCCGCUAGACAACGGCGGCAGCGACAUCAUUGGCUACGAGGUCCAGAGAAAGGAUGCCAAGAUGAAGCUCUUCCGCCAGCCCAUUGAGGUGGCGUCCUGCAAAUGCGACGUCCAGGGACUGCUGGCGGGCGAGGAGUAUGAUUUUAGGGUCAUCGCCCGAAACAAGUAUGGAGACGGCGCGCCGGCGGACCUCGGGCCCAUUUUAGCUCAAGAUCCCAAAGGUACGCCAUCUGCUCCCGAGAAGCUGCGCUACACCGAUAGAAGCAAGAACACCAUCGCGCUGGCCUGGCAGCCCCCGCGCAGCGACGGCGGUAGCCCCAUCGUCGGCUACUACGUGGAGAAGAUGAGAUCUGACGGCGGUGAGUUCGAGGUGGCCAACCGCAAGAUCUUUACCAAGUGCUCCGGUGUCCUCGAGAACUUGUCAGAGAACCAGGAGUACGAGUUCCGCGUCAAAGCCGUGAAUGAGGUUGGGGAUGGCGCUCCAUCGAAGCCCAUCGCAGCCAAGAUUCAGGAUGAUGAAAUUGCACCGGUUAUUACAAUCCUGAAGUACUUCAAGAGUAACUCGAUCAUUGUGAAGAAAGGCUCCGCCAUCGACAUUCCAGCUGAGGUUAAGGGCCUUCCUCUUCCGAGAAUCAAGUGGAUGAAGGACGACGAGGUGAUAGACAAAUGCGACAAAGAGAAGAUGACAGUGGAAACCGAGGAGGUGAAUCGCACAACAUUGAGGACAACCAUUUCCAUGCCACAAACCAUCAGGCAGGACAAAGGCAAUUACAAACUUGUGGCUGAAAACAGUUACGGCAAAGCUCAGCACGUCAUCCGCGUAGAAGUCCUUGACCGCCCUCUUCCCCCGAAGAACGUUGUGGUCUCCGACAUCAAGGUGGACUCCUGCUACCUGACCUGGGAUGCCCCGGAAGACAACGGGGGCAGCGAGAUCACCAACUAUACGGUCGAACGCAGGGAUGCCAGCAAGAAGAAAUCGGACUUUGAGGCAGUGACCUCCAACCUCAUUGAUCGGCGCUACGGGGUCUACAAACUGAAUGUGGACGGUCACUACCAGUUCAGAAUCAGGGCGGAGAACAAAUACGGCGUCAGUGACGGCUGUGACUCUGAGAAGGUGGAACUGAAGGAUCCGUUUGGGCUCCCCGGACCGCCACGAAACCCCAGGAUCAUUGCCGCCACAUCAAACACAAUGACUCUGACCUGGGAUCCCCCGCUGGACAACGGCGGCUCCGCCAUACAAGGCUACUGGCUAGAGAAGAGGGAACGCGGAGCCGUGUACUGGGGGCGCGUUAACCGGUGCCCGGUCACCAAACCGGCCGUGAAAGCUCUGCAAUACACCGUUCUCAAGCUCAUCGAAGGAACGGAAUACCAGUUCAGGGUGGCGGCAACCAAUGCCGCGGGGGUCGGACCUCCCAGUGAGUCCACAGAGUGCCGCUUCGCUGUGGACCCGUGCAGUCCUCCUACCGCACCCGGAUCCCCUGAGGUCAAAGACAAGAGCAAGAACAGCGUCACGCUCGCCUGGAGACCCCCAGACAGGGACGGUGGCAGCCCUGUCAAGGGUUACGUCAUUGAGGUGCACGAGGAAGGCUCCCCUGAUUGGAGAAGGGUGAAUCCUGCCGACAAACUCCACCCAUCCACCGAGAUGACCGUCCCCGACCUGAAGGAGGGCAAGAAGUGCAAGUUCAGGAUCUACGCUGUGAAUGCCGCAGGCAAUUCUGAGCCUGCCAGGACUGGAGACGUCCUCGUUCAGGACAUCCUAGUUGAGCCGACGGUGUCUUUGGAUGUGAGUGCUCACGACCUGCUGAACUGCAGGGCUGGAACCACCAUCAGGAUCCCCGUCACCAUCAGCGGGCGUCCGGUGCCUAGAGUAGCCUGGACCUUCGACGGAACGGCCGAGACCGAGACGAAAAAUGAACUUCAUACACUUCCUCUCGACUCGGAGGUUCACUCCACCGACACGAGCUCCUUGGUCAUCAUUCCUGUGUGCAAAAUGAACCACGCUGGCCGCUACAUCGUCAACGCGGAAAGCCCGGCCGGACACAAAGUAGUCAAAGUGCGAGUCAACGUCCUUGAUCUUCCGGGACCUCCUCGAGACCUGAAUGUGAGCGACGUGACCAGAGGUACUUGUCGACUCACCUGGAAACCUCCAGAGAAUGACGGAGGAGAGAGAGUGAAGAGCUACUUUAUCGAGAAGAAGACUGUCGUGGGAAAAGCCUGGACAAAGGUGAAUUCAUCCUGUGCUGCGCAGUCUCUGGUGGUUCCAGACCUGAUUGAAGGUCAGGAAUACCUGUUCCGCGUUCGUGCCGAGAAUCGAUUUGGUUUCGGGCCCUAUGCGCAGACCGCCGAGGGAACCACAGCCAGAGAUCCUAUCCACCCACCGGAUCCUCCAACCAGGCUUAAAAUCGAGAGCGUGAGGAAGGGUACAGUGACCCUCACGUGGAAGGUUCCCAGAAACGAUGGUGGAUCACCUGUCACUCACUAUAGCGUUGACCUACUCUGCUGGGAUGCCAGCGGCAGCCAGAAAGAGUCCUGGAGGAGGUGUAACAGGAGGGACGUUGACGUCACAAGCUUUAAGGUGGAGGACCUGACAGAGGGUGAUGAAUAUGAGUUCAGAGUGAUCGCUUACAACCAGGCUGGAGCCAGCCGACCGUCUUCCACCGCUGGGCCCGUUCUCAUUCAGGACCAGACCCGCGCUCCGGCCAUCGAGCUGAAGGAGUUCAUGGAGGCCGAGCAAGGCAGCGACAUCAGCAUUGUGGCCAGGAUACGUGGCUGCCCGUUCCCCACUCUCACUUGGUACAAGGCCCCGCCCCACAAGUCCGACAGCAAGGUGGAGGUCCGCUACGACGAACAUAUCAACAAGAUGGUGUCUGACGACAGCUGCACGCUGCUGAUACAGCAGGGCAAACGCCCCGAUACUGGCCUUUACACGCUUGUGGCCUCCAACAGCCUUGGCAAAGCGUCCAAGGAGAUGAGGCUCAACGUGCUCGGUCGGCCCGGUCCUCCCUCUGCUCCCAUUAAGUUUGAGGAGAUCGGCGCAGAGAGGGUCACUCUCUCCUGGCUGCCACCGAAAGACGACGGGGGCUCCAAAAUCACCAAUUACGUCAUCUGGAGGCGUGUAGCGAACAGAAAUACCUGGGUCCCCGUCACCAGUGAGCCCAAAGAGCGCCUCUGGACGGUGGAAAACCUGAUGGAGGGCCACGAGUAUGUUUUCCGCAUCAUGGCCCAGAACAAGUAUGGAGUUGGCGAACCGCUAGACAGUGAUCCAGAGGUGGCCAGAAACCUCUACACCGUCCCCGGGCAAUGCGAGAAGCCGACCGUGUCCAGCAUCACCCUGGACUCCAUGACCGUGACUUGGGAGGAGCCCGACGACGACGGCGGAACGCCAAUCACCGGUUACUGGUUGGAGCGCAAGGAGACCACUGGGAAACGCUGGGCACGGGUCACCCGUGACCCCAUCCGCCCCGUGGGCCUGGGUGAAUCGUUUAAAGUCGGCGGACUCAUUGAGGGUUCCGAGUACAUCUUCAGAGUUACGGCCAUCAAUGCCGCAGGACCUGGACUCCCCAGUGUCCCGACCGAUCCCGUCUUUGCCAGAGACCCCAUCUCCCCACCCUCUCCACCAACACCAAAGAUUUCAGAUUGGACAAGGUCCACCGCGGAUCUGGAAUGGAUCCCCCCGCUGAAGGAUGGAGGCUCCAAAAUUAUCGGCUACUGGGUGGAGUACAAGGAGGAUUGCGCUGACGCCUGGGUCAAGGCCAAGGACACUGAAAUCCGUGGAACCCGCUUUGCGAUUGCCGGUCUGAAGACUGGCGGUCAGUACAGGUUUAGGGUCACGGCCUUCAACCUUGCCGGUCUUAGUGAACCAGGUGAAGUGCCCGGGGCGCUUGAGCUCAACGACAGAAAUGUUGCCCCCGACAUUGAUUUGGAUGCCUCGGUGAAGGAAAGGAUGGUGGUCCACGCCGGUGGGGUGAUCCGGAUCAUCUGUUACGUGUCGGGUCAGCCGUCACCAGAAGUCACCUGGAGCAGGGACGGAAUGGCUCUGCCCCCGGAGGCCAAGGUAGAGACGACGGCCAUCAGCUCAUCUCUGGUCAUCAAACCGUGUUCCAGAAGGCAUCUCGGCAUCUACACGGUGACUGCAAAGAAUGCUGCGGGGGAGAAGAGGAAGAAUGUCACCGUGGAAGUGCUGGACGUUCCCGGGCCGGUUGGCAUCCCCAUGAUCGCAGAGAACUUGAGCAACGAUUCCUGCAAGAUCAACUGGUACUUCCCAGAGAACGACGGCGGCUCCCCCAUUAGCAACUACGUGAUUGAGAAACGCGAAGCGGAGCGAAAAGCCUGGACGUCGCUGUCGUUCACCGCCAGCAGACAGAACGCCGUGGCUACCGGCCUCACCUCAGGCAAGGCUUACUUCUUCAGAGUUGCCGCCGAGAACGCCAUCGGCAUCGGCCCCUUCACGGAGACGGCGGCCGAGCUCGUCGUCAAGGAACCGCUGAGUGUGCCGGACCGACCCGAGGAGCUGGAGGUGACCACGGUCACCAAAGAUUUGAUCCACGUGACGUGGAAAGCGCCCAAGUUCGACGGCGGCUCCGAGAUCGUGAUGUACGUCCUGGAGGCUCGCAUGAUCGGCAAAGACAAGUUCACUCGAUUGACCAAGGAAAAGCUCAUGGAGAGGAAGUACACUUUUGACGGACUGAAGGAGGGUGACACCUACGAGUUCCGAGUCAGCGCCGUCAAUGAGGUGGGGCAGAGUAAACCGUCGUUCUGCUCCAAACCGGUCACCUGCAGGGAUGAGCUCGAGCCGCCGACGAUCGAGCUGGACUUCCGCGAUAAGCUCAUCGUCCGCGUCGGCGAGAGCUUCCUGCUGCAGGGUCGCUACACCGGCAAGCCUUCUCCAUCCAUCGUGUGGUACCGAGAUGACGAGGAGCUCAAGGCCGACAAGCACGUCAUGUUCAAGAAUACGCUGACCACACUGUCGCUGGGUGUGAUGAAGGCGCAGCGCUGCCACAGCGGCCGAUACGUGGUGGCGGUGGAGAACAGCACCGGCUCCAGGAAAGGCGUCUGCAACGUCACGGUUGUCGACCGUCCUUCUCCUCCCGUGGGUCCGGUUGUCUUUGAGGAGGUGCACCGUGAAUACAUGGUGAUCUCCUGGAAACCUCCUUUGGACAGCGGCGGCGUAGAAAUUUCCAACUACAUCAUUGAGAAAAGGGACGCAAACAGAGAGAUGUGGACCACUGUCACUUCAGCAAACACCAAGACCACAUGCAAGAUUCCCAAACUGACCGAGGGCAGGGAAUACGUAAUGAGGAUCUCUGCCGAAAACAUGUACGGUAUCAGUGACCCGCUGGACUCUGAGGAGAUGAGAGCCAAAGAUCUCUUCAGAGUUCCAGAGGCCCCUGAGAUGCCAACUGUCAGAGAGGUGUAUGGGACCAACGCAUUGGUGCUCUGGAACCGGCCCCGCGAUGGAGGGAAGCCCAUCACCAACUAUAUACUGGAGAAGAAAGAGCCCACUGCCAAGAGGUGGUCAAGGGCAACGAGAGAACCCUUGUACCCCGCUACUCAGUAUCGAGUCCAGGACCUGGUGGAGGGCUCUGAAUACGAGUUCCGUGUGAUGGCUGAAAACGAGCUCGGAACCGGAGACCCGAGUGAACCCUCAAAGCCCAUUCUUGCCAAGGAUCCCAUUGUACGGCCGAGUCCUCCCGUGACCCCUGAGGCGUACGACAAGACAAAAGACUCCGUGAGUCUCAAGUGGCAGACGCCCCGCCAUGACGGGAAAGGACGAAUAUUCGGCUACCUCGUGGAGUACCAGAAGCCGGGUUCAAUCGAGUGGAUUCCGGCUAACGAGCGUCCCGAGCAGUGCCCCGACCUGCACUACGUGGUGACGGGCCUGAGCGAUGGACACGAGUACGCCUUCAGGAUCUACACCGUUAAUGCCGCCGGAAAAUCGGACCCGGCCUAUGUCAAACAGACCGUGAAGGUCCAUGAUAGACUGGAGGCACCGGAGUUGCUGCUGGAUGCCAACAUGGCACGCGACCAUCUGGCCAUGCUGGGCACCGACAUCACCUUGAGUGCCACCAUCAAGGGUGUGCCCACACCCAACGUCAGCUGGAAGAAAAACAAUGCCGCGUUGCCAGCCCACAUCACCGUUGCCGUCACAUCCACCGGCAGCAAGAUCCUCAUCCCGAAGUGUGUCCGCCCCGACUCCGGCAACUACGCUCUCACGGUGGAAAAUGCUGCCGGAAAGAAAACGGCCACGGUUGCUGUUCUGGUUCUGAACAAACCUACGCCUCCGAGAGACUUGCUGGUCUCUGAGGUGACCAGCGAGUCUGCCUAUUUGACGUGGAAAGCUCCAGAGGACAACGGUGGCGCCGUUAUCUCCCAUUACAUUGUGGAGAAGAAGGAUGUGGCUGCCGAGCAGUGGGUCCCGGUCUCCGCAGCCCAUAAGAAGCGCAGUUUGAUGGCCAUGUAUCUGAUGGAAGGAAUCCAGUACCUGUUCAGAGUGGCAGCAGAAAACCAGUUUGGCAGGAGUGAUUAUGUCAUCACAAAGACUCCCAUCAAGGCUGUUGAUCCUCUGUAUCCGCCGGGACCCCCAAAGAACCUGCACCAUACCGAUGCAGACAAGACAGAAGUGUGGCUCGAGUGGGAGUGGCCCGAUCGCACCGGCGGAAGUGAAAUCACAGGCUUCAUCAUUGAGUACCAGAAAGAGAACGAGGUGGACUGGGUGCCCUAUAAGACUGUCAGCAGUAACCACGUGCAUGUCACCGGUCUGGGGGAAGGCAAUACCUACCGCUUCCGGGCAAUGGCUCAGAACGCUAUUGGCAUCAGUCGUCCUGACACCAGCGUUCCCGUCACCUGUCAGGAAAAAACAUUACCACCCGCUAUUGAAGUCGACGUGAAGCUUAUUGAGGGUAUAGUUGUUAAGGCAGGCAGCACUGUUGUAUUGCCUGCCAAGAUGAAAGGGAUCCCCAUCCCGACUGCCAAGUGGAUGACAGAUGGCAAGGAAAUUGCAUCAGAAGGUCACUAUAACAUCACAUCUACUGGAGCCACCACCACGCUCACCAUACCAGAAUGCAAGAGAGGAGACACUGGGGAGUACAUCCUCACUGUGUCCAACCCUGCGGGCAGCAAGACCGUGGCUCUGCACGUGACUGUGCUUGAUCUUCCGGGAGCACCCGUUGGGCCCAUCAACAUCUUGGAAGUCACCCCCGAUCAUAUGAUGAUACAAUGGAGGCCACCCAAGGACGACGGUGGUACACCCGUCACCAACUAUGUGGUUGAAAAGAAGGAUGUGAAGAAGUCGUGGGAGCCGUGGUCAGUCGUGAGCUCCGGCGGUAUCGGCACCAAAGCCAGGGUGUCGCGCCUGGAGAAGGGUCGAGAGUACGUUGUUCGAAUCCGCGCCGAGAACAAGAUCGGAAUCGGUGCCGGGCUCGAGAGUUCCCCUACCAUCGCCAAGCACAUGUUCAACCCUCCCGGUCCACCGGGCCUCCCAAUGUCCUCUGACAUUACAGAGAAUGCCGUGACAUUGGAAUGGUCCCGGCCCGAGCACGACGGAGGUAGUCCGAUCAGUGGCUAUGUGAUUGAACGCCGAGAGAUGACAGGCAAGUGGAUUCGUGUCAACAAAACUCCCGUGUUGGAUCUCAGAUACAGAGUUUCGGGUCUGUUUGAAGGCAACAGCUAUGAAUUCAGAGUGUUUGCCGAGAACAUUGCCGGCGUCAGCGAGCCGUCUCUCACCUCUGAUCCCGUCAAGGCCACCCGGCCCAUCACCAAGCCGGGACCCCCCGUCAAUCCUAAACUAAAGGACUGGAGCAAGUCUUAUGCGGAUAUCUGCUGGACCAAACCCACACGAGAUGGCGGCAGUCCUAUCCUGGGCUAUGUGGUCGAGAUUCAAAAGACAGGAUCCGCUCAGUGGGACAGGAUCAACAAGGAACUUGUCAAGCUGUGCGCCUACAGAGUACAAGGUCUCGUCGAAGGUAUGGAAUACAGGGUCCGCAUCAGAGCCACAAACAAGGUCGGAGAGAGCGAACCCCGGGAGCUGAGCGAGACCAUCUUGGCAAAGGACAUUCUCGUCCCUCCAGAGGUGGUUGUCGACGUAUCGUGCCGUGACUCUCUGACCGUAAGGGCGGGCCAGAUCAUCAGCCUGAUCGCCAGAGUUAAGGGCAGACCGGACCCAGAGAUCGCAUGGACCAAGGAUGCCAGGGCCUUGUCUCGAGACAAGCGCACUGUGCUGAACAACCGCUAUCCUCUGUGUGAAUUGGUCAUCAAUGAUGCUCUCAGGUCCGACUAUGGCAAAUAUUCCAUUGUUGCCAAGAACAGCAGUGGACAGGCUCAAGCCACGAUUAUCGUCAAUGUCCUGGACACACCCGGAGCUUGCCAGAAUAUAAAGGUGGCUUACGUGACCAAGAACUCUUGCAUGGUGUCUUGGGAGAAUCCAGAGGACAACGGAGGCACGGAGAUCACCCAGUAUAUUGUUGAGUGCCGUCAACCAAGCCAGAGGGGAUGGACGGUCGUUUCCAAUGACUGUACCAAGCGCCUGAUGAAGGCCCCACUCCUGGAGGGUUGUGAGUACUUUUUCCGCGUUAGCGCUGAAAACAAGAUCGGCGUUGGACCACCCGCAGAGACGAAGACAGCCGUGCUGGCAGUCGAUCCCAUCGAGAAACCCGGCGAACCUAUUGACUUCCACAUAGCUGAGAUUGGCAAGACCUUCUGCUUCCUCAAAUGGAAGAAGCCCGACUACGAUGGAGGCAGUCGUAACCUGGGUUACCACGUGGAGAAGAAGCCAAAGGAGGCUGAAGAGUGGGAGAGACUUCAUAAAGGUGCAAUCAAGGAGACUUACUUCAUGGCCGACAGGUGCGUUGAAAACCAGGUCUACCAGUUCAGAGUUCAGACCAAAAAUGAUGGCGGCGAAAGCAAAUGGGUGACCACAGCUGAAGUUGUCGUCAAGGAGCAACUUGUGGAACCAGAGAUCAAGAUAAAACUCGACGGAACCCUCGUGGUGAGGGCAGGGGACUCGAUUCCCAUUGAGGCAAUGGUCAAGGGCAAGCCCCAGCCUGAUGUCAAAUGGACCAAGGAUGAUGGCACUGAGGAGAUCAAAAAGGGCCCCAGGCUUCAGAUCGAAACCGGCACGGACUUCUCAAAGCUGCUUCUGACUUCAGCCCGGCGCGCGGACAGCGGCAAAUAUGUCGUCAGUGCCGCCAACGCUGCAGGAACAUGCGCCGCGCAUGCCAAGGUCAAUGUGUUGGACAGACCCGGCCCGGUGAGUGAUCUCCAGGUGUCGGGCGUUACCACCGACAGGUGCCAUUUAGCAUGGAACGUUCCGGAGGAUGACGGAGGCUGUGAGAUCUACAACUACAUCAUUGAGAAAUGUGACACCAAGAGGGGCGUCUGGUCCGUCCACUCAAAUGCAGUCAUCACCAACAAGGCCAAGGUGACUCGUCUUAUUGAGGGAAACGAAUAUAUCUUUCGAGUUCGUGCGGAGAAUAAAAUGGGUCCUGGCCCCGCGGUCAAGAGUGAGUCCAUUGUAGCCGGCACAAAGUUUAGUGUCCCAGGAGCACCUGAAGCACCGGAGGUCACCGGAGUUUCCAGGGAGGGAAUGACAGUGCAGUGGUCAGAGCCCGCCACAGAUGGCGGAAAGCCAGUCACCGGUUACCUGUUGGAAAAGAAGGAGGAGCAUGCUGUAAGGUGGUCCACCAUCAACAAGGAGCCAAUGCCAACGACUCGCUUCACCGUCACAGGAUUGCUGCCCCUGCACGAAUACCAAUACCGAGUGAAAGCCGUCAAUGAAAUUGGCGUCGGCUGCGCAAGCAAGCCCUCGCGUGCCGUCACAGCAAAGGACGCAGUUGAGCCUCCUGCACCACCCACCAACAUGAAGGUCCUGGACAGCACCAAGUCCACCGUAACUCUAGGAUGGACCAAGCCCGUAUCCGACGGCGGAGCACCCAUCAUCGGCUAUGUUGUCGAGAUGAGGGUGAAGGCAAGUGGCAAGAAAGGAGACGACAGUUGGAAACGCUGCAAUGUGGCUGCUCAGCUCGUCUUCUGUGAGUUCACCGUCACGAGUCUGGAUGAGAAGCUCCUAUAUGACUUCAGAGUGUCAGCUCAGAACCAGGUGGGCAUGAGCCUGCCCUGUGACCUGGAAACAUCUGUGCAUCCCAAGGAGAUACUCGAGGCACCGGAGAUCGACUUGGACGCCAAUUUAAGACAGGGACUAACAGUCAGAGCUGGUUGUCCCAUCAGACUGUGCGCUACCAUCAGAGGUAGACCGCCUCCCGCAGUCAUUUGGAGGAGGAUGGGCAUCGAUAAUGUCGUCAGGAAGGGUCACGUUGACAUCAUCGACACCAUGACCUUCUUGGUCAUUCCCGAUAGCACUCGGAACGACUCUGGCAAAUACUGUUUGACGGUGCGGAGUCCUGCUGGAGAAAAGGCCGUGUUCGUCAACGUUAAGGUCCUCGACACCCCGGGGCCUGUGAUGAAUCUGGAGGCCUCUGACAUUAGACAGACUUCAGCGAUGCUGUCUUGGAGCCCUCCAGAGGUCGAUGGCGGCAGUGAGAUCACUCACUAUAUCGUCGACAAGCGGGAAAUUGAUCGCAAGACGUGGGCGACGGUCAAGGCCGAAGUUGAGAAAGGCAAGAUUCCCUUCAAGGUCGGCGGUCUUGUGCCAGGCACAGAGUACUACUUCAGAGUGACUGCUGUCAACGAGUACGGCUCGGGAGUUCCUCGGGUGUCACCCACUUCCUACCUAGCCUCUGAUCCCAUCAGCAAACCCGAUCCUUGUGAGAAGAUUGAAAUCCUAGAGAUCACAAAGAACAGUGCUACAAUUGGCUGGGUGAAGCCUGCGAGGGAUGGUGGGGCAAAGAUUGACGGUUACGUGAUUGAGUACAUCGAGGUCAAACCUCCUCCACAAGCCCCAGCGGCAGCAGUCGAGAUCCCAGAAGAAGGGAAAGCUGCCUCACCGAUGCCACCGCCUCCAGUCUUGAAAGCGGAGCCUGAGGAGCCCGAGAAGGAGCUGUGGAAUGCGUACACCACUGUGAAGGGAUUGAGCAUCAGCAUCAGUGGCCUCAAAGAGGGCAAGAGGUACAAGUUCAGAGUGGCUGCCAAGAACAUCAUGGGCUUGAGCUUGUUCACGGAGACCAGGGACCCAAUCGAGAUUAAGGAACAGACGUUGGAGCCAAAGAUCAUAAUGCCAGACGUCGUCAGUGAAAGAGCCGGAGCCAAACUCAGGGUUGAGGCUGUCAUUUCUGGAAAACCCUCGCCAACCUGCAAGUGGAUUUGUGGCGACGUACCGCUGGUCUCUUCAAGCCGUCUGGCCAUGCACCAUUCUGGCAAUUUGUGUGUCUUGAUCAUCAAGGAUGUCUCAAGAACCGACAGCGGAGACUACAGCCUUGUGGCUGAAAACAGCUCUGCAAAGGCAGUCCAGGGUCUCAAGAUCGUCAUCAGAGACAUUCCUGGACCCCCCGGGGCGCCUGUCGAGAUCACUGACAUUGACUCCGAUGCCUGCUCCGUGUCCUGGACCCCACCACUGGAGGACGGAGGCAGCAAAAUCACGAAUUACGUGGUGGAAAAAUGCGAUGUCAGUCGAGGUGACUGGGUGAACGCUGUGUCCUCCUGCCAGAAGACAAGCUGCAGGCUGGGCAAACUCAUUCCCGGGAAAGAGUACGUGUUCCGCAUCCGUGCUGAGAACCGCUACGGGGUGUCGGACCCCAUCCAGUCCGAUAGGAUGAUUGCCAAGUUCCCCUUCGAUGUUCCCGGUGAACCUCUUAACUGUCACAUCAACAAGACGAACAAGGACUGCAUGUUUGUGGCCUGGGACAGGCCAGAGAGCGAUGGCGGCAGCCCUAUCACGGGUUACUACAUUGAGCGCAAAGAAAGAAACAGCCUCCUCUGGGUCAAGGCCAACGACACCGUUGUACGCACCACUGAGUACCCCUGCGCCGGCCUGAUUGAGGGCCUGGAGUACACCUUUAGGGUGUCAGCCAUCAACCGCGCUGGCCAGGGCAAGCCAAGCAAGAAGACUGAUUUUGUAACUGCGAGAACACCCAUCGAUACCCCUGGCAAACCGGAGGUCCUGGACAUGACCAAGAACUCCGUAACUCUUGUUUGGGGCCGGCCCAAGAACGACGGUGGCAGCAAGAUCAUCGGUUACUAUGUGGAGUCCACGUCUGUGCCCGGAGACGCGUGGUUGCGCUGCAACACCGUUUGCCAGAACGUCCCGAGGGAGGAGUACACCGUGACCGGCUUGGAACGAGACCUGCGAUACCGGUUCCGAGUCAUCGCCAAAACAGCUGUCAACAUGAGCAAACCCUCAGAGCCCACAGACCCAAUACUGGUCUGUGCCGAGAAUGUGCCUCCGAGAGUAGAACUGAACGCCAGGAUGCAGAAGGGCUUGAAGGUGAAGGCCGGAAGUGCGAUUCUCCUGGAGGCUGAGGUCUUUGGUAAACCAAUGCCGAAAGUCACGUGGAAGCGAGGUGAUGAGAGUCUGAGGUCAAAUGAAGGGCAGGUCAUCACCCAGCAGCGACACCAGUUCCAAAUGGAGAUGCUCUCGGUCACCAAGGAGCACACCGGGGUCUAUACCAUCCUUGCAGAGAAUGCCAGUGGCUCCAAGUCCGCCGAAAUCCACGUUACCGUUUUGGAUGUGCCUGGUCCUCCCGCCGGUUACAAGUACAUGGAAGUGUUUGCCAAUCAAAUGAAGUUGUCCUGGGAGCCGCCACUGAGGGACGGUGGAGCCCCAGUUACGAACUAUAUUUUGGACAAGCGUGAGACCAGCCGGGCCACCUGGGCUCAGGUCUCCUCAAAGAUCAAGGGUGACGAUCUUGAACAAAGGGUGGAGAAGCUGAUCGAGGGGCACGAAUAUCAGUUCCGAAUCCGUGCCGAGAACACGUGGGGAGUUGGAGACAGUCUCAUCACUGCCCCCGUCGUCGCCAAGAAUCCAUUCACUGUCCCUGGCCCGUGCGAGGCCCCGGUGAUUACCCAUGUCACCAAGGAUGCCAUGACGGUGAGCUGGAAGGAGCCCACCGAUGACGGAAAGUCCACCAUUCUGGGCUACAUGCUUGAGAAGAAAGAAACCAAGGAGAUGAACUGGACCAAGAUGAACAGGAAGCCCCUUUUGGAGCGGACUUUUGACGUCACCGGCCUUAGCGAGGGAGUGGAAUAUGAAUUCAGAGUCAUUGCUGUUAAUGUGGCAGGACUUGGAAAACCCAGCGAGCCCUCAGACGCCACCACGGCGCAAAAUCCCAUCACUCCUCCCGGCCCGGCGCUGAACCCGCGCGUGACGGACACCACCUCCAGCACCCUAAGCCUCAGCUGGAACGCUCCGGCCAACGACGGCGGAAGCCCAAUCUUGGGAUACCUGGUGGAGUGCAGGAGGACAGACACGGCAGAUUGGAUCAGAUGCAACGUUCCCAGGAACUUGCAGGACACCGGCUACACCAUACAAAACCUCAUCCACAAGGCUGAGUACCAGUGUCGUAUCACCGCUGUCAACAAGGUCGGCUUUGGUGAACCGGUUGAAGUCCCCGGCAAGCACACGGCGAAGGACAUCAUAGUCCCCCCGGAGGCAGAGCUGAGUGCUCAGCUGAAGGAGGGCCUGGAGCUGCGUGCCGGCUCCACCAUGAAGCUUCACGCUACAAUCAAGGGUCACCCGGCGCCCAAGGUCGUUUGGGCCAAGAUGAACAGCAACCUCAAAGACCGCCAAGGCAUCCUCAUUAAGUCCUCCAAAAGUGACACGACCGUGACGGUGGAGAAUGUCAACAGGUACGAUGCGGGCAAAUACAUUCUCAACCUGGAGAGUGUGGCCGGCAUGAAGAUGUACACCGUCGUCGUCAGGGUCCUGGAUACUCCCGGGCCACCAAUUAACCUGGUGGUGAAGGAGACCACGAAGGACAGCGCCUCUCUCUACUGGGACGCUCCUCUCCUUGACGGCGGCUUUGAAGUCACGCACUAUAUUGUGGAGAAGCGCGAGACCGAGAGGAAGGCCUGGUCGACGGUCUCCAACAAUUGCACCAAGACGUCUUUGAAGGCGUCCGACCUGAGCGCCGGACGCUCCUACUGCUUCAGGGUGUCGGCCGUCAAUCGGCUCGGCGCCGGAGAGUGCUGCGAGACCCCCGACUCUGUCAGAGCGUCUGAGGAGCCCGGUCCUGUCAUGGACUUUAAGACGUUGCUGGUCACCAAGGACUCUUGUACACUCAGCUGGAAGAAACCGCUGACCGACGGCGGCAGCCGCAUUAUCUGCUACGUGCUGGAGGUCGUCAAUGGUGACGGCAAGCCCAAGGCGCUGAUGAGGUCAAAGAACAUGCAGUACAGCGCCAAAGAUCUGCUGGAGGGCAAAGAGUACAAAUACAGCGUCAAAGCUGUGAAUGACAGUGGGGAGGGCGCCGCCAAGGAGCUGACAGUCGUUGCCAAGGACCAGCUCAUUCAUCCCACUUGCGACUUGAGGGAACUUCCCGACAUGUGUUAUGUGGCCAAAGAGGGCAGUACGGUGCGUCUGAAGAUCCCGAUCGUGGGCAAACCCACGCCCAAGGUGUCCUGGAAGAAGGGGCAGGAUGAGGACUUGACGGACACCGGACGUGUUUGCGCAGAAUCCUCCGCGGUCAACACCACUCUCCUGAUCAGGGACUGCCAGAGGAGCGAUGCCUCGAAAUAUACCAUCACCCUGAGGAACAGCGCUGGCAGCAAAGAGUCCGCCAUUUUCAUCAGGGUGGUGGGAAAGCCCGGCAUCCCCGUCGGACCUAUCAAGUUCAAGGACGUGACCGCCGACGGCGCCACGCUGAAGUGGGCGGCGCCGAAAGACGACGGCGGCUCGGAGAUCACAAACUACAUUCUCGAGAAGAGGGACUCCGUCACCAACAUGUGGGUGACCGUUUCCUCCACGGUGGACAAGAACGCCAUGAGGGUCACCGGUCUCCACGAGGGCACGGAAUACAUUUUCAGAGUCUGCGCUGAGAACAAGUACGGCGUCGGCGAGGGGCUCAAGUCGGAGCCCGUGAUCGCAAAACAUCCGUUCAAUGUUCCCGACGCCCCUCCUCCACCUCAGGUCAUAAGUAUGCGCCAUGACUCUGCUUACCUGGCCUGGUCCGACCCCAGGAAGACCGGCGGGUCUCCCAUCACAGGGUAUCACAUCGAGUUCAAGGAGAGGAAUAGUAUGUUGUGGAAGAGGUCAAGCCCGACCGCCUUGAGAAUGAAGGAACACAAAGUAACCGGGCUGACCGAAGGCCUUGAGUACGAGUUCAGGGUCAUGGCAAUUAACUUGGCUGGCAUUGGCAGACCAAGUCCUCCCACUGAUCCACAAGUUGCAUUUGAUCCAAUUGAUGCUCCGGGCAAACCGGAUGUCAUUAGCGUCACCAGAAGCAGCGUGACUCUUCAAUGGGCCGAGCCACAGUUUGACGGUGGCCACAGGCUGACCGGAUACAUCGUGGAGAGACGUGACCUUCCUUCUAAGAUCUGGGUCAAGGCCAACAGCGUGAAUGUUGUGGAGCCCGCAUACACGGUCACCGCUCUCCAGGAGGGCUGCAAAUAUGAGUUCAGAAUCCGAGCAAAGAAUGCAGCCGGCGCCCUUAGUCCACCCUCUGACCAGACCGAUACCGUUAUCUGCGUGGACGAAUAUGCUUCACCAACCAUUACCAUCGAUGCUCAGGUGAUGGAGGCCGGCGUGACCGUCCGAGCCGGCGAAACCAUUGCGGUCACCGCCACGAGUAUUCUUGGCAAGCCUGCUCCGACCUCCUGCUGGUCGAAAGGAGGAAAGUACUUGAAGCCCUCAGACAUAGUUCAUAUCGACACCGCUGCCUCCUCCUCCACUCUGUCAAUAAAAUACGCCACGAGGAAGGACUCCGGGGACUACGUCAUCACAGCAAGCAAUCCCUUUGGCGUGAAGGAGGAAACCGUGAAGGUCAAAGUUCUGGACGUUCCCGCGGCUCCUGGUCCCAUUCAGUGCAGCGGCAUCUCCUCCGAGAAGGUCACGCUGACCUGGGCCGCUUCUCCAGAGGACGGAGGCUCUCCCAUCACGUACUACACGCUCGAGAAGAGGGAGACGAGUCGCCUUCUCUGGACAAUUCUGGAAGAGAAGGUCAUCGACUGUCAUUACGUGGCCACCAAACUCAUCCAGGACAACGAGUAUAUCUUCAGAGUCUCUGCUGUGAACCAGUAUGGCAGCAGUGAGCCGGCUCACUCUCAGCCUGUCAAGAUGGUGGAUAGAUUUGGUCCUCCCGGUCCGCCAUCGAAACCGGAAGUUGACAAAGUUGAUGGGCACUCGGCUCGGGUGACAUGGAGACGACCCACCGAAGACGGCGGAAGUGAGAUCAUCGGUUAUUGUGUCGAGAAGAAGGAGAAGAAGGCCAUGAGGUGGAUCAGGGCCUCCAAGAACUCCAUUUCCGAGCUCAGCUACGUCGUCACCGGACUGACCGAAGGCUUGCAGUAUGAGUUUCGUGUUCUUGCUGAGAACAGAGCUGGCUUUGGAGAACCGAGUGAAGCGUCGAUGCCGGUGACAACAGCCGUCGCUACCUAUGUUCCUGGACCUCCAGUAAAUCCGAGGGUUACAGACACCACCAAGACCACCGCCACUCUUAACUGGGGAAAACCACUGGAUAAUGGCGGGCUCGAUGUCACCGGUUACGUGAUCGAGCACAGAAAGGAAGGAACAGAAGACUGGGUCAAGGACACGCCGUCGUCUGCGCUGAGAAUCACAGAGUUUGUUGUUCCUGGCCUUGAAAACGCCAGCAAAUACCACUUCAGAAUCAGCGCGGUUAAUGCUAAGGGCACGGGUGAUCCUGCUGAAACGGCCGAUCUGGUUGAGGUCGCGGAGCGCGCGGCUGAACCCGAUUUGGAAUUGGACAUGGAGCUCAGGAGGACUCUUGUCGUCAGGGCCGGUUGUUCCAUUCGCCUCUUUGUGCCCAUCAAGGGACGCCCUACGCCGACCGUGACCUGGACCAAGGAGAACGGUCCCGUGCCGCGUGCCGUCAUCGACAGCACCGAGUCGUUUACAAUGCUGAUCGUUCCCGAAAGUGCGAGGAUCGAUGGCGGUAAAUAUGAGCUCACCCUCGAAAACGCUGCUGGAAAGAAGACGGCAAACAUUCACGUGAGAGUUUUGGAUUCCCCCGGGCCGCCUCUCAACCUCAAAGCGGUCCAUAUAGAUCAGGAAUCGAUUGCCCUUCAGUGGGAGACGCCUCUCAUCGACGGCGGCGCCAGGAUCACAAAUUACAUUAUCGAAAAGAGAGAAUCAACUCGCAAGGCUUUUGCCACCGUUGUGACAAACUGUCCCACGACUUCGGUCAAAAUCGGCGAUCUGGGCGAAGGCUGCGAAUACUACUUCAGAGUGUCUGCCGAGAACGAGUUUGGCGUCGGUGAAGCCGUUGAAACUCCCGAUCCUAUUCGGGCCUCCCAGGCACCGAGUCCUCCAGAAAGCCUAAUUCCAACCGACAUCACCAAGAACUCUGUGAGCCUGGCUUGGACCAAACCCAAGCACGAUGGCGGAAGCAGGCUAACGGGAUAUGUCCUCGAAGCCCAGAAGAGAGGAACCGAUCAGUGGGCCCACGUCACGAGCCUCAAGAACAUGGACUUCACGGUGAAGAAUCUCAAUGAGAAUGAAGAAUACACCUUCCGUGUGAUGGCGGUCAACCACUCGGGAAGAAGCGCGCCACGCGAGAGCAAGCCGAUCAUUGUCAAGGAUUCGACCUCCCUGCCGGAGUUUGACCUGCGCGGUGUGUGUCAGUCAACUGUCAUCGCUAAAGCUGGAGACAACAUCAGGGUUGAAAUUCCUGUGAUGGGGCGCCCCCGGCCGGCGGUCACCUGGCAGAAGGACGGAAACUCGUUGAGGCUCACCCAGAGGACCAACGUGGAGACGACCGCCGCGACGGUUGUCCUGGCCAUCGGUGAAUGCACCAGAGCGGACAGCGGAGUGUAUACCGUGACCGCGAGGAACAUUGUCGGUUCUGCGAUCGACAACAUCUUUGUCAAAGUGCACGAUGUUCCGGGCCCACCCAAAGGACCGAUUACGAUGACCGAAAUAUCUCGUAACUAUUGUGUUUUUGCAUGGGAUGCUCCGGAGAACGACGGCGGUGUUCCAAUUACCAAUUACGUGGUUGAGAUCAGAGACACCACCACGCAGACUUGGACGGAGCUGACUUCCGUGGCCAUUCGUACCUCGUUUAAAGCCACGCGCUUAACUACUGGCUCAGAGUACCAGUUCAGAGUGAAGGCCAAGAACCGAUAUGGCGCAGGACCUCCCAUAACCUCGGAGUCAGUCGUGGCUGCCUAUCCGUUCAAAGUUCCCGGACCGCCUGGCACGCCGCAUGUUGUGGCGUUCACCAAGGACUCCAUAACAAUUGGCUGGAAUGAACCCGUUUCCGAUGGUGGAAACGAAGUCAUCGGAUACCACGUGGAGAGAAAAGAGCGAAGCAGCAUCAUGUGGCAAAAAAUCAGCAAGGGUCUUGUGAAAGGAAACGUACUCAAAUCCACCGGGCUUGAAGACGGAGCCGCCUACGAGUUUCGCGUGAUGGCGGAAAACAUGGCUGGAAUUGGCAAGCCCAGCAAAGCCUCCGACGCGAUAAUGGCCUUGGACCCCGUGGAUCCCCCGGGGCAACCCGUGCCUGUUUUUACUGCCAAAAAUGUGAUCACCAUCAAGUGGACAAAGCCCGAGUACGAUGGCGGCUUCAAAAUCACUGGCUACACGGUGGAGAAGAGAGAACUUCCCGCCGGUCGCUGGAUCCGAGCAAACUUCACUAACAUCAUUGAGACAACGUUCACCGUCAGCGGAUUGACUCAAGAUGCGGUGUAUGAGUUCCGUGUCAUGGCCAGAAACUCGGCAGGAGCUGUGAGUGGACCGUCGGAGCCCUCUGACCCCAUCACGUGCACGGAUAGCAUCGUUGAGCCGCGCAUCAUGGUGGACGCCAUCUUUAAGGAUGUGGUUUUGCUGAGGGCGGGAGAGUCCUUCAAGCUGGAAGCUGACAUUUCGGGUCAACCGACCCCAUCCAUGGUUUGGACCAAGGAUGGGAAAGAGGUUGAGAACACACUGAAACUGGACGUGAAGUUCAAUGAAAUGGCAACCACACUGAGCAACAAAGACUCCGUCAGAUCCGAUGGAGGGGAAUUCGUUUUGACUGCCGCAAACGUCGGUGGCAUUUCCAAGCACAUCUUCAGAGUGAAGGUACUGGAUAGACCCGGCCCACCAUUCGGACCUCUGAGGGUGUCAAAUGUCACAGCUGACAAUUGCUUACUAACUUGGGCCCCGCCGCUAGAUGACGGUGGCGGCAAGAUUGAAGGAUACGUCGUUGAGAAGCGGGAGUCAAGCAGACUUGUUUGGACACACGUUGCUUCAGACCUGCAGGCGACAGAGUAUAAAGUGACCAAGCUUCUUCAAGGAAACGAGUACAUCUUCAGAGUUAUGGCCGUGAACAGAUUUGGUUCGGGUGAACCUCUUGAGUCAGAGCCCAUUCUUGCUGAGAAUCCCUACAAGGUUCCCGAUGCGCCUGAGAAUCCCCAGGUCACUGCUGUCACCAAAGAUUCAAUGGUCGUUGUGUGGCAGGCGCCAAAGAGUGAUGGUGGAACACCAAUCACAAACUACAACAUUGAAAGGAAAGACCGGGCAGGCCACCGCUGGGUCAAGUGCAACAAGAGGAAGGUGCAAGAUCUGCAAUUCAAGGCAACAAGUCUGAUUGUUGGCCAUGAAUAUGAAUUUAGGAUCAUUGCGGAGAAUGCCGCCGGUCUCAGUGCACCGAGCCUCUCCAGUCCGUUCUACAAGGCCACCGACACCUUGUACAAACCGGGGCCUCCGUGCAACCCCAGAAUCCUGGACACGACCAAGUCAUCUAUUACCGUGGCCUGGAACAAACCGGCCUAUGAUGGAGGCUCUGACAUCACUGGUUACCUUGUUGAGAAGUGUAUCCCCUCAGACAAGGAGGAGGAGGAGGAGUGGACAAUUGUGACCCCAAAGGAAGGACUCCUCGCCACCUCAUUCACAAUCGUCAAUCUGACCGAGGGUCAGGAGUAUAAAAUCAACAUCUCUGCUGUUAACGGCGAAGGAAUUGGCGAACCCGCAUCCGUACCCGGCAACGCCAAGGCCGAGGACAGACUCCUCCCCCCAGACCUCGAUUUGGACGCAGAACUCUGCAAGGUGGUCACCCUCCGAGCUCGCUGCACACUUAGACUGUUUGUUCCUAUCAGAGGCAGGCCCGCUCCCCAGGCUAAGUGGACCAAAGAGGAUGGCGAACCCGUCGAGAGAGCCACAAUUGACACCACCACGUCGUACACGUCCCUCGUCAUUGGAAAUGUCAACAGAUUUGACACUGGAAAGUAUAACCUGACGGUGGAGAACAGCUCUGGCUCGAAGACAGUCACAGUCCAAGUCAGGGUUCUCGACACGCCCGGUGCUCCGCAGAAUCUAAAGAUUGACGGUGUGACAAAUCGGUCGGUCACUCUAACUUGGGACCCGCCGGCAAACGACGGGGGGGCUAAGGUGAAGAACUACAUCGUUGAAAAGCGCGAGUCCACAAGGAAGGCUUACGCCACAGUCAGCACCAUGUGCCAUCACACCACCUUUACUGUCGAGCAGCUCCUGGAAGGAUGCAACUAUUACUUCAGAGUUUUGGCAGAGAACGAAUACGGCAUUGGCCUGCCUAUUGAGACCGGCGAGUCAGUUAAAGUCUCCGAGAAACCCCAGCCUCCGGGCAAAAUCAGUCUGAAGGACGUUACGAAGAAUAGUGUCACACUCUCGUGGGAAAAGCCGGAGCAUGACGGCGGAAGCAGAAUCGGCUGUUACGUUGUGGAGGUCCAACCUAAGGGUGUGGAGAAGUGGACACAGGCUGUGAUCGUGAAAGAAACGGAAGCCUCCGUUGGUGGCCUCAAUGCCGGUGAAGAAUACAUGUUCCGCGUCGCGGCGAGAAACGACAAGGGAACAAGUGACCCUCGACAAAUAGGCGUGCCUGUCAUUGUGAAGGACCUUGUCAUUUCACCCGCUGUCAAAAUGUUGUUCAGCACAUUCAGCGUGUUGGCAGGUGAAGAUCUGACAGUCGAGGUUCCUUACGUCGCCCGUCCCAAAGCAGCUGUCUCCUGGCUCAAAGACGGACAGCCACUCAAGAGAACGACCAGAGUAAACUUUGGUGCGACGGACGCGAUGUUAAACCUAAGCAUAAAAGAGGCUUCCAAAGAUGACUUUGGACAUUAUCACGUUACCGUUGGCAACGCAGCGGGCGAGUCGACGGCAGACAUCAACGUCGUCGUGCUGGACAAGCCUGGCCAGCCAGGUGGUCCAGUUCAAGUCGAAGAGGUCACGUCUGACAGCGUGACCAUUUCCUGGAGCCCACCGGCGUAUGACGGCGGGUGCACAAUCAAAAACUACAUUGUGGAAAAGAGAGACACGUCCACAACUCACUGGAUGAUGGUGUCGCCAAAACUGGCAAGGACCAAAGUCAAAGCAGGCCGAUUGAAGACUGGCUCAGAAUACCAAUUUAGGAUCGCAGCAGAGAACAGAUACGGCAAGGGCCCGGUUCUUCAGUCGGAGACCAUUGUGAUUCAGUAUCCAUUCAAGCUUCCAGGACCACCAGGAACACCCUCCAUUGCAAUGUGCACAAAGGACAGCAUGGUGGUGGCAUGGAAUGAACCUGUCAACGACGGAGGCAGUGCUAUCUUGGGCUACCAUCUGGAGCGCAAGGAGAGAACCAGCAUCCUCUGGGUCAAACUGAACAAAUCACUCAUUAGGGACCAAACCUUCAAGACCACGGGCCUCGAACCAGGAAUGGAGUAUGAGUACAGAGUUUAUGCCGAAAACAUUGUGGGCAUCGGCAAAGUCAGCAAGGUGUCAGAAGGUCACGUCGCCAGAGAUCCUUGCGACCCUCCAGGUACACCUGAGGCAACCCGGAUUACGAGGGAUUCGGUUGACAUCGCUUGGACAAAGCCAGAGUAUGACGGUGGUGCCAAGAUCACAGGCUACACAGUGGAGAAGAAGGAGCUUCCCGAAGGCCGCUGGUUGAAGGCUAACUUCACUAAUAUCCUAGAGACAGAAUAUGUCGCAACUGGACUCGUGCAGGAUCAACAGUAUGAGUUCCGCGUUAUUGCCAGGAAUGCCGCCGGUGUUUUCAGUCUCCCCUCUUAUAGCACCGGCCCCAUCACAGCCAGGGAUGAGAUUGAGCCCCCUCGUAUCAGCAUUGACCCAGAGUACACGCAGGCCGUUGUGGUGAAAGCCGGAGACAAUUUUAGGAUUGACGCAAAUGUCCACGGCAAACCUUUGCCCUCCAUCACCUGGCUGAAAGGAGAGCAGGAAAUGGGAAACACAAUCCACAGAGAGAUUAAGAACACAGCAACCUAUGCCUGCGUCGCUAUCAAGGAAGCGAAACUUUCCGACGGCGGCGCCUAUACUCUGCUGCUGAGAAAUCCAGGAGGAGAAAAGGCUGUACAGGUGAAUGUGGUCGUUUUGGAUAAACCCGGCGAACCGCAAGGGCCACUGACUGUCACAGAUAUCACAAAAGACCAAUGCUGUCUUUCAUGGAAAGCCCCGAUACAAGACGGAGGUAGCAAAAUAUCCCACUACAGCGUGGAGAGGAGAGAAACCAGCAGACUCAUCUGGACUAUUGUGGAUCCAAAAGUACUGAACACCUGCCACAAGGUCACAAAGCUUCUGGAAGGAAAUGAGUACAUCUUCAGAGUGCAUGCUAUCAAUGAAUUUGGUAGUAGUGCGCCGCUUGUAUCUGAGCCAGUCAUUAUCAAAGAUCCUUACACAGCCCCUGGAUCGCCCAAAGGCUUAGAGAUUGCAGAUGUGAAAAAGGAUUCGAUGGUGCUCACAUGGGAGGCUCCCAAUGAGGAUGGAGGCAGUCCCAUCACCACAUACGUCAUUGAAAAGCAUGACAAAGAAGGUGUCCGGUGGAUUCGGUGCAACAGGCAAGCCGUGUUAGAUUUGACUUUCAAGGUCACGGGGCUCCUGGAAAGCCACAGUUACGAAUUUAGGGUUGCAGCAGAGAAUUCUGUGGGUGUCGGCGAGCCGACUUCACCGACGGUAUACUACAAAGCCCUUGAUCCUGUCUUCAGGCCCGGCCCGCCACAGAACCCCAGAGUUAUCGACACAACCAAAUCUUCAGUGUUUCUGUCAUGGAGCAAGCCUCUCUUUGACGGUGGCUCAGAGAUCCAGGGAUACAUCGUGGAGUGCUGCGCCUCCACGGGGCAAGUCGCAGCCGCCGAGGCGCAGAUUGACGCUCCGGCUGCAGAGGUGCCUGGCCCAGAUGCGCCUGCAGAGGAUUGGCUGACGUGCACGCCGCCAACAGGUGUCAGAAAGACCAAGUUUGAGGUUUUAAACCUGAAAGAAAAUCAAGCUUACAAAUUUAGAGUGUGCGCUAGCAACAAGGUUGGGAUUGGCGAACAUGCCGAUGUCGCCGGAGCAGUUGUUACCCAGGACAGAGCGGAUGAACCGGACCUUGACAUCGACCCGGAACUGAGAAAGAUUGUGACAAUUAAGGCCGGACUUUCACUGAGACUCUUUAUUCCAAUCAAGGGAAGACCCACCCCAAGCAUUAAGUGGGACAAAGACGAUGCUCCACUUCAGGAGAAGGCUCAAGUUGAAGUGACCAGCAGUUAUACGGCCCUCGUGAUCGACCAGAUGAACAGAGCCGAUAGUGGGAAAUACACAAUCACUGCCGAGAAUUCGAGUGGAACCAAAUCUGCAUUUGUCGUCGUUCGGGUUCUGGACACACCGAGCGCGCCUGGAAAGCUGACCGUGAAAGAAAUUACAAGCCAGUCCGUGACCCUCGCUUGGGAAGUACCUCUUUUGGACGGUGGAUCCAAAAUCAAAAACUACAUUGUGGAAAAGAGAGAGAGCACCCGCAAAACGUAUGCUGCCGUGGUAACAAAUUGCCAUGCUCUGUCGUGGAAGAUUGAGCCACUGCAGGAGGGUUGCAGUUAUUACUUCAGAGUUCUUGCCGAGAAUGCGUAUGGUAUUGGGCUGCCCGCCGUGACCGUUGACCCCCUCAAGGUCUCGGAGGUGCCGCAGGCUCCCAGGAGCUUGACUGUUACAGAUCAAACAAAUACAAGCAUCUCUCUGGCCUGGGAAAGUCCAGAAUAUGACGGCGGAAGCAGAGUCAUCCAGUACUUGCUUGAGGUACAGCUUAAGGGCCAAGAGAAGUGGUCUGGGGUUAACACAUACAAAACAAUGGAGGCGACCGUUUGCAAUCUCAACCCAGGGGAGGAAUACUUGUUCCGAGUUUUCGCACUAAACGACAAGGGCAAAAGUGACCCCAGAGUCCUCUCUGGCCACGUCAUUGCAAAGAACUUGACGUUUGAGCCCGAUGUUCGGCCUACUUUUAGCAGCUACAGCGUCCAUGUCGGUAAAGAUCUAAAAAUUGAAGUGCCGAUCUUUGGACGCCCCAAACCAGCACUGGCUUGGACGAAAGAUGGAGCACCUUUGAAGUUCACCACCAGAGUGAACACCCACAGCACUCAGACUCAUGCAAGUCUGAGCAUUAAGGAGGCAGCAGGUGACGACGGAGGCAUGUACUGCGUCAGUGCCGCUAACUCCGCUGGAAAGAAAGAAGCCACCAUUGAGGUCAUAGUACUUGACAAGCCUGGCGCCCCGUCUGGCCCAGUGAGAUUUGAUGAAAUUACAACGAGUAGCGUGACCAUUUCAUGGGAUCCACCAAAACACAAUGGCGGUUGUCAGAUUUCAAACUACAUUGUGCAAAAAAGAGAGACCGUAACGACAACAUGGGAAAAUGUCAAUAAUAACUGUGCCAGAACCACAAUCAAAGUGCCCAGGUUGAAGACUGGAGCCGAGUACCAGUUCAGGAUCAUUGCUCAAAACCGGUACGGGAAGAGUCAUGGCCUCGAUUCGUCUCCUGUCGUUGCUCAGUACCCAUACAGAGAACCUGGCCCGCCGGGCACGCCAUUCAUCUCCUCUCUCUCAAGAGAUCACCAGAUGGUGGAGUGGCACGAGCCCAUCUCGGACGGGGGCAGUCCGGUCCUCGGCUACCAUCUCGAAAGAAAGGAGAGGAAUAGUAUUUUGUGGGUCAAGAUUAACAAGACGCUCAUUCAUGAGACGAGUUACAAGAGCCACCCCUUAGAGGAAGCCACCGAGUAUGAAUACAGGGUGUCCGCUGAAAAUAUCGUGGGCAUCGGACGGUGGAGUAAGGUUUCAGAGGGUUGCGUGGCCAGAGACCCGUGCGAUCCUCCCGGUACACCGGAAGCUAUCCACGUGACCAAAGAUGCCAUUACUAUCCAGUGGACUAAACCGGAAUAUGAUGGUGGCAGUCACAUCACCGGCUACCUUGUGGAAAGGCGUGACUUGCCAGAAGGCCGUUGGGUCAAGGCAAACUUCACCAAUGUGAUUGAGACCCAGUUCACGGCCACUGGCCUCACGGAAAAUUCCAAAUAUGACUUCAGAGUCGUGGCCAAAAAUGCCGUCGGCACUGUCAGCAAGCCAUCGUUCAACAGCGGGCCAAUCGCUGCGAGCGACAGCAUUGAGGCUCCUCAGUUCUCCGUUGACCCUGCAUUCACGAAGACCGUCGUCAUCAAUGCUGGGGAGACGUUCAAACUGGACGCAGAUGUUCGUGGGAAACCACCGCCGGCAAUGCAGUGGUUCAAGGAUGACGCUCCACUCGAAAAUACGCUCAGGCUUGACUUAAGAAAUACAGAAACUCAUGCGCUCGUUGUCAUUAAGGACUGUACGAGAGCCGACAGUGGAAUGUACGCACUCCAGCUAAGCAACGAGGCAGGCACGGAAACUGUGCCUUUCAAAGUGUUGGUCUUGGACAAACCGAGCCCCUGCGAGGGACCCCUUCACGUAGCUGGCGUAGCCGAGGAUAGAUGCUCGUUAGUGUGGCGCGCUCCUUUACACGACGGGGGGAAUCCCAUCACGCAUUACGUCAUUGAAAGAAGAGAGACCGGCCGUCUGGCUUGGACUGUUGUUUCUUCCAGCUGCACCACCACAUGCUACAAAGUCACCAACUUGUUGGAAGGUAACGAGUACACGUUCCGUGUUAUGGCGGUCAACAAUUAUGGCGCGAGCAGCCCCUUGGAGUCUGGUGCGGUCAUCAUGAAGACACCGUUUGUUGUUCCUGGUCCACCUCACAUUGAGGACGUAACCGACAUUACCCAUGACGGCAUGACUGUCGCUUGGACUGCCCCGGAGUCUGACGGUGACAGUGCAAUUACUAAUUACGUUGUUGAAAAGAAGGAUAGAGCGGGAAUUAAGUGGACCAGAUGCAACAGACAGAAAGUCACCGACCUUUCCUUCAGAGUGACAGGCCUAACCACCGGCCAUGAGUACGAGUUCAGAGUGGCUGCUGAGAAUGUCGUCGGCUUGGGAGAGCCCAGUCUACCGAGCUCGUACUGUAAGGCUUGCGAUCCUAAAUACAAACCCGGGUGCCCUGCAUACGUCAACGUCGUCGACUCCACACGGAGCUCAAUCACGGUGUCGUGGGGCAAGCCAUUGUCUGACGGUGGCAGCGCCAUUCUGGGAUAUAUUGUUGAAGUCUGCAAGGCUGAGCAAGAAGAAUGGACCAUGGUUACUCCCCCCACCGGCUUGCGUGUUAACAAAUAUGAGAUCCCCAAGCUGACAGAGAGUCAGGAAUAUAAGAUCCAGGUGUGCGCUCUGAACAAACUUGGAGUUGGUGAGCCAGCCGUUCUUGCAGGAACCGCGAAACCAGAGGAACGGCAUGAGCCACCGCAGAUCCACUUGGAUUCCGAGCUGAGGAAGGGAAUAUCCGUGAAGGCCGGGGGAUCGGUUCGGAUCCACGUCCCAUUCAAGGGCAGACCAACGCCCGAGAUUAAGUGGCUUAAGGAUGAGACAAACCUAACCGAAAAGGCGUUGGUGGAAAAGGGUCUUGUCUUCACGCAGCUGUCCAUUGACUCUUGUGACAGAUGCGAUUCAGGAAAAUACACUCUGACCCUGACCAACAGCAGUGGGUCCGUGUCAGAGUUUGUUACUGUUAAAGUCCUUGAUACGCCUGGACCCCCGCAAAACCUUGUAGUGAAAGACAUCAAGAAGGACUCGAUCACUCUCGGUUGGGAUGCACCUCUAAUCGAUGGAGGUUCUAAAAUUAAGAACUACGUCAUUGACAAGCGUGAAUCGACCCGGAAGGCCUAUGCAAAUGUCUCGACCAAAUGUACGACGACAACAUUCAAGGUUGGGAACUUGAUCGAGGGUGCCCUGUAUUACUUCAGAGUCAUGGCUGAGAAUGAAUACGGUGUCGGCCAGGCAAAUGAAACCAAGACGGCUUCAAAGGCGUCCGAGGUACCGCUCCCCGUCGGGAACGUCUCCCUGGUCGACGUCACCAAAGCCAGCGUGUCACUGGCCUGGGAAAAACCUGAGCAUGACGGAGGUAGCAGGAUUGCCGGCUACCUCAUUGAGAUGCAGGCCAAGGGGACAGAUAAGUGGGGUGUUGCUGCAAACACAAAGACAUGCGAGGGCACUGUCGCAGGCCUCACGAGCGGUAUGGAAUAUCUGCUCCGUGUUAUUGCCUACAACGAGAAGGGAAAGAGUGAGCCAAAGGCACUUGUGGCACCCGUUGUUGCCAGCGACAUGACCUUGGAUCCAAGCAUUCAAAUGCAGUUCGACACUUACAGCGUGCUAGCAGGAAAAGAGCUGACCUUGGCAUUUCCUGUGCUUGGCAGGCCCAAACCUAGAGUCACCUGGACAAAGGAUGGUCAGGUUCUGAAGGUGACCUCCAGAGUCAACAUCGUGAACACUCUUACAACGACCGGUAUUCAGAUCACUGAAGCGUGCAAGGAGGAUUUUGGAAAGUACUCCAUUACGGCAAGCAACGCGGUGGGCACGUUCAUUGCUCACGUGGACAUAAUUAUUCUUGAUAAGCCAGGUCCACCGAGUGGUCCACUGAAAGUUGUUGAGGUGAGUAACACCUUUGUCCACCUCUCAUGGGAGCCCCCAGAGUACAAGGGUGGAUGCCAGGUGAAGCAUUAUAUCAUAGAAAAGCGAGAGACCACUGGCAAUACGUGGCAGCCGGUCACCACACAGCUAGCUAGGACAGCUUUCAAAGUGACCAAGUUGAAAACGGGUGCAGAAUACCAGUUCAGGGUCAUGGCUGAAAACCGAUACGGAAAAGGCCCCCCUCUGGACUCCAAGGCGAUUGUUAUACAGUACCCAUAUAAACCACCAGGCCCCCCCGGGACACCGCACGUCAAAUCUGCAACCAAGGAGAUGAUGCUCAUCGAAUGGAACGAGCCCGUCAUCGACGGGGGAAGUGCUGUGAUCGGAUACCACGUAGAGAGCAAAGAGAGGACCAGUAUCCUGUGGAACAAACUGAACAAGACGCUCAUCGCCGACACUCAGUUCAAGAUCUGUAAUCUGGAAGAAGGAAUUGGAUACGAGUUCCGAGUUUAUGCUGAAAAUAUCGUGGGCGUCGGCAGAUGCAGUAAAGCCUCAGAGUCCUUUGUCGCUCGUGAUCCAUGUGACCCGCCUGGUGCUCCAGAGGCUGUCGCUAUUUCUAAAACCUUCAUAAAGAUCAGGUGGACAAAGCCUCAGUAUGAUGGCGGCAGCAAAGUCAAUGGCUACAUUGUCGAAAAGAGAGACCUCGCCUCCCCUGACGGGCGUUGGGUCAGAGAAAACUUUACAAACAUCAUGGAGACCGAGUAUGACAUCAGCGGUCUGACAGAAAACGAGCAAUAUGAAUUCCGGGUUAUUGCCAGAAAUGCAGCCGGCGUCUUCAGCCAGCCCUCUGACAGCUCUGGACCUAUAACCGCGACCGAUGAAAUUGAGCCACCGAGGGCCUCGAUGGACCCCAAGUACAAGGAUGUUAUUGUUGUCAAUGCUGGAGAGCAUUUAACUCUUGAGGCCGACAUCCACGGAAAACCAAUUCCUGAUGUGGUCUGGCUCAAGGAAGGCAAGGAAAUGGACAGAGCUCUGCGCAUCGAAGUGAAAAACACGACCAAAUGUGCUGCCAUGACUAUUAAGGACGUGACCAAAUUGGACAGUGGGCACUAUGAACUUGUGCUCAAAAACCCGGGUGGCACAAAAAUCUUCCCCAUCACAGUCAAAGUCCUUGACAAACCAGGAAAACCCACAGGACCCUUGAAGGUGACAGGAAUCAUGGCUGACAGAUGUACCCUCGCCUGGUCUGAGCCAUCCCUGGAUGGUGGUGCUAACAUCACUCGCUAUAUCCUGGAGAAGCGAGAGACCAGCAGUCUAUCCUGGACAGUGGCUGCCGCCAAUAUUCAGGGUCUCUAUUACAAGCUUACAAACCUUCUCGCAGGGAACGAAUACAUUUUGAGAGUCAAGGCUGUUAACAAGUAUGGCGUUGGUGAUAGUCUUGAGAGCGAGCCCAUCGUCGCACGCAAUCCCUACAAACCGCCUAGCGCUCCGGGAACACCAGAGGCAAGUCGGAUCACAAAAGAUUCCAUAGUUCUGUCGUGGUCGGCUCCAGAACAGACCGGUGGGGCAGACAUAGCAGGCUAUCACCUGGAGAAACGUGACAAGGACAGUGUCCGGUGGACGAAGUGCAACAGGCAAAAACUGACAGACACUCACUUCAAAGUGACGGGACUGAUGGCUGAUCGCUUUUAUGAGUUCCGCGUUGCAGCUGAGAACGAGGCUGGAGUUGGAGACCUCAGUGAACUGUCCCUACUUUACAGAGCUUGCGAUGCCACAAAACCCCCAGGGCCCCCACACCAUCCCAAGGUGACGGACUACACAAAGUCCUCCGUCUCACUUUCCUGGGGCAAGCCUGACUUUGAUGGCGGUGCCUAUAUCAAGGGCUACAUAGUGGAAAUGCGAGAGCACACACCAGUUCCAGAAUCAAAAGAGGAAGUAGAAUUUGCCCCGGCAGUGGACACACCGGUCGAAAAAGAGUGGGCCGUAUGCACGCCGCCCUCCGGCAUUCAGGCUACUAAACUGACUGUCACGGACCUAAAAGAAUCUGAAGAAUAUCAGUUCCGUGUCUGCGCCAUAAACUCAGAGGGAGUGGGCGAGGCCGCUUACGUCCACGGCACGGUGGUUGCUGUGGACAGGCUCGAAGCACCGGAGAUUGAACUUGAUGCUGAUCUCAGAAAGGUGGUGUCUGUACGUGCUGGUGGUACAUUGCGUCUGUUUGUCACCAUCAGAGGAAGGCCAGAGCCGUCUGUAAAAUGGGAAAAAAUUGACGGUACUCUCACAGGUCGGGCCGUAAUUGACACCACCAGCUCAUACACCAUGGUUGUGAUUGACAACGUGAACCGGUGGGACAGUGGCAAAUACUCGCUCACCUUGGAGAACAGCAGUGGCUCAAAGUCUGCCGUUGUCUCCGUCAGAAUUUUGGACACUCCAAGCGCACCGCAGAACUUGACAGUGAAGGAUCUCAAAAAGGAUUCGGUGAGGCUUGCCUGGGAGACGCCACUCACCGACGGUGGGUCUAAAAUCACCAACUACAUCGUUGAGAAGAGGGAGUCUGUGCGUAAGGCCUACACGACUGUCACCAGCAACUGCACAGCCAACACAUUCCUGAUCAAAGAGUUGCCAGAGGGUGGCAUUUUCUACUUCAGGGUUUGUGCCGUGAAUGAGUACGGCCAAGGAGUGAUGGUCGAAACCAAAGAAAUCAAAGUGUCUGAGGUGCCCCUGCCGCCAAGCAAUUUAACCGUGGUUGAUGUGACGAAAAGCAGCGUUUCACUCUCAUGGGACAAACCCGCACACGAUGGUGGCAGUAAGGUCAUCUGCUACAACGUGGAAUUCAAGCCCAAGACCGGUGAAAAAUGGGGCACGGCCAGCACAGUCAAGGUGAGAGAGGCAACCGUUCCUAACCUGACUCCCAACGAAACCUAUCUGUUCAGAGUUGUGGCAAUCAACGAGAAGGGAAAGAGUGAGCCGAAGGAGCUCGGUUUGCCCGUGGUCGCAAAGGAUGUGGCGAUUGAGCCAUCGGUCAACUUGUUAUUCACAACAUACAGCGUCAAGGCCGGAGAUGACCUGGCCAUCGAGGUUCCAUUGAGAGGCAGGCCGAAGCCUGUCGUCUCAUGGAAGAGGGACGGUCUUCCUGUGAAGCAAACCCCUUCGGUUACAAUCUUAAACACGGCGACCUCAUCCAAGAUUCUCAUUAAACAGGCCGCCAGGGAGCAUGUCGGAAAGUAUGAGAUCACCCUGGCCAACACUGCCGGAACGGUCACCUCGCAACUCGGCGUAGUUGUCCUGGAUAAGCCGAGUCCGCCGACGAGCAUUCGGGUGGAGGCCGUGACCUCUGACGCCAUCACGCUUUCCUGGUCUCCACCGGAUUACGAUGGCGGCUGCUCCAUCAGCAACUAUAUCGUCGAGAAGAGAGACACCACCACGCAAGAGUGGCAAAUGGCGGCAAGCAGCGUGGCCAGAACCGCUUACAAGGCCGGCCGCCUGACGCACGGGGCGGAAUACCAAUUCCGCAUCUAUGCAGUCAACCGCUACGGAAAGAGCGCGCAUUUGGAUUCUCCCGCGAUUACAGCGCAAUACAACUUUAAGCAACCCGGACCCCCGUCCACACCAGCAGUUAAGAUUGCCACCAAGUCUUAUAUGGUGGUGACCUGGAACGAGCCUGUCAAUGACGGGGGAAGUUCCGUUCUUGGCUAUCACCUCGAGCGGAAGGAGCGCGCCAGCAUUCUCUGGACCAAGUUGAACCGAGGAAUGAUCAAGGAUACCGAAUACAAAGUCAGCGGAAUAGACGACGGUGUGCUGUAUGAAUAUCGCGUCUACGCUGAAAAUGUCGCUGGCAUCGGUAAAUGCAGUAAGCCCUCCGAAGCCGUCGCGGCGAGAGAUCCGUGCGAUCCUCCGGGAACCCCCGUUGUCACCGCUGUGAGCCGAACAUCCGUGUCCUUGUCGUGGGACAAACCAGAGUAUGACGGAGGCGCCAAGGUUUCCGGGUACAUCGUUGAACAUCGGGAUCUUCCAGAAGGUCGCUGGACAAGGUGCAAUUUCACCAAUGUGCCUGAGACUCACUACCAGGUGACGGGCCUGACAGAGGACAGCCAAUAUGACUUCCGCGUGAUCGCCAAGAACGCGGUGGGAUUGUUCAGCGAACCCUCCGAAAACACUGGGCCCGUCACAGUCAAGGACGAUGUGGAGCUGCCGCGGAUUAUGAUGGAUGUCAAAUACAGAGAAACAGUAUUUGUGAAAGCAGGAGAAACUUUGAAAAUUCAUGCCGACAUCGGAGGCCGCCCUGCGCCCGUCGUUGCCUGGAGCAAAGACGGCAGCGAGAUUGUGCUCAGAGCCAGAAUCCAGGUCAUUUCCACGGAUACCAGUACCUCGGUGAUUGUGAAAGACUGUAUCAGAAGAGAUUCGGGCCAAUACUUACUCACGCUACAGAACAUUGCUGGGACAGUUAGCAUGCCAAUCAAUUGCGUGAUCCUGGAUAAAUCAGGCCCCCCGGCGGGACCUCUCCAGAUCACAGGUCUCACGGCUGAGGAAUGCACUCUGUCAUGGGGUCCGCCUCAGGAGCCAGGUGGUGCUGAGAUCACACACUAUGUUGUUGAGAAGCGCGAGACUAGCCGCUUGGCCUGGACACUAGUGAAGGACAACGUCACCAAAACCUACUUUACCGUCAGAGGACUGCUGAAGGGCAAUGAAUACACCUUCCGGGUUUUGGCCAUGAACAAGCAUGGAAGCGGUGAGGCUUUGGAGAGUGAGCCUGUCAAGGUCACCGACCCGUACACUUUUGCCACAGCUCCCCUCAACGUUGACGUCACCGACAUCACUGGAGACUCAAUGACCCUCACGUGGUGCAAACCGAUGAGUGACGGAGGGAGUCCCAUCACCGGCUACGUGAUUGAGCGCCGGGAGAAGACCGGCAUGCACUGGAUCCGUGUCAAUCGAGACGCAGUCGCCGAAUGUACGACGGUAGCGACCAAACUGCGUCAGGGGUGCGAGUAUGACUUCAGGGUCUAUGCUGAAAAUGCCGCUGGGCUGAGCCCUCCGAGUGAAACCUCCGCUUCGUUCAGAGCGGUCGAUCCUCUGGCCGUUCCCGUUUCUCCGUCCAAGCCCAAGAUUGUGAAUUCAACCAAGGACAGUGUGUCCAUUGCUUGGAAACCACCUAGUGAUAACGGAGGCGCUCCCGUUCUUGGAUAUAGUGUAGAAUACAGGUCCCACGUUCGCAAACCAGUACCGGCGGUGGCGGAAGAUGACGGGGAAUAUGAAGAAGGGGAAAAGGAGGAACCAGAGUCACCAGAAGAACUGCAGAGAUGGGUUGAAGCCAUUUCGCUUACCAAAAGCUUGGAGUUCACAGUCAGCGGACUCAAAUCUGAGACGGAAUAUGAAUUCUGUGUCCAAGCCAUAAAUAAAGUGGGCAGAAGUCCCCGCAGCCGCUGUUCUGAUGUGGCUUUGGCGGUGGAAAGAACUGCAGAGCCGGCGUUCAAUGUGGACAUCGAGAUGCGCAAAGUCCUUGUGGUUCAGCGCGGCGCAGCCUUUACCCUCAACGUUCCAUUCAAAGGUAAACCCCUUCCCUCGGUGCAGUGGGCCAAGGAGGGCACAGACCUGAAGGUCAGAGGAACAAUCGAUUCAACAAACUCCAGCACUUCACUGACAAUCGAAAAGUCGACAAGAAAUGACUCGGGGGAAUAUUGUGUCAGUAUUGAAUCCCCGUUAGGAAAAGCAACAUUACCCUUAGUUGUCAAGGUGCUUGACUCUCCCGGACCCCCGGUCAAUGUCAAAGUUUCGGCAGUAACCAGGGACUCCGCAACCCUCGCUUGGGAAGCUCCUGAGAACGAUGGCGGCGAUGCAGUGAAGGCCUACCACGUUGAAAAGCGCGAGGCCAGUAAAAAGUCCUGGGUCUCUGUCACAACCAACUGCCACGCUUUGACGUACAAAGCGGAAGAUCUGCUGGAAGGAGCCGUCUAUUACUUUAGAGUCAUCGGAGAGAACGAACAUGGACUGGGAGUACCGCAGGAGGCGAAAGCUGGCACAAAAAUAACAGAGGUGCCAAGCGUCCCCGCGAAACUCGGAGUCGCAAACGUCACAAAAGACAGCGUGACAAUUGCCUGGACACGUCCCGAGUAUGACGGUGGCAGUCGAGUGAAGGGUUACCUCAUCGAUGCUCUGGAGAAGGGCAUGACCAAAUGGGUCAAGUGCGCCACAGUGAGGACCACGAGCCACACGAUAAAAAGCCUGAGAGAAGGCGCCGAGUACUUCUUCAGAGUGCGAGCUGAGAACCACGCUGGACUAAGCGAACCAAAAGAGAUGAUUGUGCCGGUUAUCGUCAAGGAAGUUCACGAAGCUCCUGAGUUUGAUUUGAAGAACUACCCCAAGAAUACGGUUUACGUCAGAGCUGGAUCCGACCUGACCUUUGACCUACCACUGACUGGCAAGCCGAUGCCUAAAGUGACUCUGUCCAAGAACAAUGUUGUCAUCAAGGGAUCCAAAAGACUACUGACCGAAGUCACCCCCGACAGCUUAACGAUCACCCUGAAUGAAAGCGUGGCCAGUGACGCAGGAAAAUACGAAGUAACCGCCUCCAACCCCGGCGGUGCCACCAAGAUCUACAUGAACUUCAUUGUACUGGAUAGACCCGGACCCCCUGUUGGACCUGUGGAGAUCGGGGAGGUUGGAGAAACUACAGUGCACUUGAAAUGGGCUGCGCCAGCGUAUGAUGGUGGCAGUCCCGUGACCAAUUAUGUCCUCCUGAAACGGGAAACGAGCACUCCUGCCUGGACAGAGGUGUCGACUAACAUUGCGAGAAGCGAAAUCAAGGCGACGAAGCUGACCAAAGGGGAGGAAUAUCAGUUCAGAAUUAAGGCUCAGAACCGCUACGGUGUCAGCGACCACAUUGACAGCAAGCCAGUUACGAUCAAGCUUCCAUUCACCUUCCCCGGACCUCCGUCCACCCCUUGGGUUAGUUUUGUGUGUAGAGAUAACGUGACCGUCUGCUGGAACGAACCGGUCAGCGACGGCGGCAAUCCCGUGACCGGAUACCACCUUCAGAUGAAGGAACGGAGCAGCAUCCUCUGGCAAAAGAUCAAUAAAACAGCAAUACCGGGAAACCAGUUCCGGGUCACCAACAUCUGCCCGGGUCUCAUCUACGAGUUUAAGGUGGCAGCUGAAAAUGCCGCCGGCAUCGGAAAGAUGAGCAAGACGUCCGAAGAGGUGCUGGCUAUUGACGCAUGUGAGCCUCCCGCAAACGUCCACGUCACCGAAGUCACAAAGAACUCAGUCAGCCUCUCCUGGCAGAGGCCACCGUACGACGGUGGCAGUAAGAUCACCGGCUACAGUGUGGAAAGGAGGGAAGCAGCCAGUGGCAGAUGGGUGAAGGCCAACUUCACCAAUAUCCUGGAGAUGGCCUUCACGGUGUCUGGGCUGAACCAGGACGAGUCUUACGAGUUCAGGGUGUUUGCAAAGAAUGCCGUCGGCUCUGUCAGUAACCCUUCCCUAAUUGCCGGCCCGGUCACUUGUAUCGAUGCACACGGUGCUCCAGCCAUUGACCUUCCUCCAGAGUAUCUGGAUGUGGUUCAGUACAAAGCCGGAACUUCCGUGAAAAUCAGAGUGGGAAUCAUCGCCAAACCUCAGCCAAGGAUUGAGUGGCUCAAAAAUGGAAAGGAGCUUGUCGCUUCUUCUUCCUUGUGUGUGGAAAACACAACCGAUUCGGCGGCCAUCCUGAUCAAGGAUGCGACCCGCCGACACACCGGCUCGUAUGAGAUCAAGAUAAAAAACAGCUUGGGCUCAGCGACCGCCUCGAUUGCGGUCGAAAUCCUCGACAAACCCGGACCCCCAGCCGGCAACAUCAACUUUAACCUGAUUACAGCCGACAGAAUCACCUUCCGCUGGGAGCCUGUCUGUGAGGCCGACCAGGGCGGUUCCAAAGUGACGCACUACAUCGUCGAGAGGCGCGAAACCAGCAGAGUGGUCUGGUCGACAGUCUCGGAGCGGCACGAGCAGACGUACAUCUCCGUUGGCAAACUGGUGCGAGGAAAUGAAUACGUGUUCCGGGUCAUGGCCGUGAACAAGUACGGCGUGGGAGAGCCGCUGGAGUCGGAGGCUGUCGUUGCCAAGAAUGCUUUUGUCACUCCGGGACAGCCGCAUACGCCUGAGGUGAACAUCAUCGCUAAAACCACGAUGGUGGUGGAAUGGGAAAGCCCAGGUGUGGACGGGGGGAGCGCGGUUACCGGCUACUACUUGGAGAGGCGCGACAAAAAGAGUUUGCGCUGGAUCCGAGUUUACAAAGACCCCAUUCGUGACAACAAACAGACCGUCUACCAUCUGACGGAAGGAAAUGAUUACCAGUAUCGUGUCUGUGCCAUCAACCAAGCUGGAGAAGGGCCCUUCUCUGAUGUGUCCGACUUCUAUCAGGCCGCAGAUCCUGUCGAUGCUCCAGACGAGCCCUGCAAGCUGAAGGUGAUGGAUUCUACAAAGACCUCGAUCACAUUGGGCUGGUCCAAGCCAGAGUGCAACGGAGGCAGCGAGGUGACCAGCUACAUGGUGGAGAAACUUGUGGAGGGAGAGGAAGAUUGGGCCAUGGUUACCUCAAAGGGAGAGGUCAAGAUGACCGAAUAUACUGUACAUGACUUAAAGCCGGACGUUAACUACUUCUUCCGAGUUUCUGCCGUCAACUGCGCUGGCCGCGGGGAACCUCUGGAGAUGACCGAGCCCGUACAGGCCAAAGAUAUCCUGGAGGAGGCCCAGAUUGACUCCGACGUCGCCAUGAGAACUCACUACAUUGUGAAGGCCGGCAAGGAUGUGGAGCUGUCUGUUCCUUUGAAGGGUCGACCGUCUCCCGACGCUUCCUGGAGCAAAGGAGACGUAUGCAUUGACAACGAUCCCUCUUACGAAUUCCACCACUCCGACACGACCGCGGUCCUUGUGAUGCGUGAGGUCACCAAGCUGGACACUGGAAAAUAUACAGUCAAGAUUGAGAACGGCGUAGGAGAGCCCAAGACGCUAACCUUGUCCGUGAAGGUCCAGGACUCUCCAGCUCAGUGCAGGAACCUGACACUGAAAGACGUAGCCCGUGGAAAAGUCACUCUUUGCUGGGAGGCACCGCUCCUCGAUGGCGGCGCUGAAAUCACCAACUACAUCGUUGAGAAGAAGGACUCUUCCAAGAGAUCAUACUCUGCAGUCACGAGCAAAUGCACCGACACCACUUACACCAUUGAAGAUCUCUCUGAAAAGAGCUCCUUCUAUUUCCGUGUACUCGCGGAGAAUGAGAACGGUGUCGGUGAACCGUGCGAAACGCUUGAACCGGUGAAGGCUACGGAGACUCCCGGACCGGUCAAAGACGUUUCUAUGAAGGAUUCCUCAAAGACGUCAGUCACGCUGCAGUGGGCCAAGCCCGAUUACGAUGGCGGCAGCAUCAUCUCCGACUACAUCGUCGAAAAGAAAGUCGCGGGUGAGGACUGGGCCCUGGGAGGAAUGAGCCGACUCUGCGAGUUUGAGGUCAAACAACUGAAGGAGCACUCCGAGGUGCUCUUCAGAGUGGCUGCUCGAAAUGAGAAGGGGCAGGGUGACUUUGUGAAAAUCGGGCCAAUCAAGGUCAUUGACUAUGUCAUAACACCGGAAGCGAGCCUUGCCGACUACCCCGAUGGAAGAAUCUGCGUUCGCUUGGGUCACAAUGUCCAUAUUGAGCUGCCAUACAGAGGUAAACCCAAACCGUCGGUCUCGUGGCUGAAGGACAACCUUCCUCUGAAGGAAAGCAACCAAGUCCGCUUCAAGAAGACAGACAACAAAGCCACGCUCAUGAUAAAGAACGUGAAGAAAGAGAACGAGGGGAAAUUCACACUUACUCUCGACAACCAAAUCAACCGAAAGUCCUUCCACAUCCACGUCAUUACCCUCGGACCCCCGUCGAAGCCCCUCGGACCCAUCCGCCUGGAUGAAGUGAGAGCGGAAAGCGUCGUGAUCUCCUGGGAUGAGCCCAACGAUGACGGCGGUGGAGACAUCGACUGCUAUACUGUCGAGAAGCGCGACGCCUCUCAGCCCGACUGGAAGAUGGCGUGUUCCAGGGUGGAGGGAACUCAGUUCAAAGUGCCCAACCUGGUCAAGGGUGUCCAAUAUCAGUUCAGAGUGUGUGCUGAGAACAGGUAUGGAGUCAGUGAACCCCUGGUCUCACAGAUGGUCAUUGCCAAGCACCAGUUCAGACCCCCGGGCCCACCAGGCCGGCCCGUUGUGUAUAACGUCACCAAUGACGGCAUGACAAUCCAGUGGGAGAAGCCUAUUUAUGACGGCGGCACCCCCAUCCAGGGCUUCCAUGUGGAGAAGAGGGAAAAAAACAGCGUCAUGUGGCAGAAGGUGAACGCGGUGCUCAUCAGAGAAACCGACUACAGGGUCCCGGGUCUCAUUGAAGGCCUCGAGUACUCGUUCAGAGUGUACGCGCAGAAUGAUGCCGGCUGCAGCCGAACGAGCGAUGAGAGCAAGCCCAUCAUGGCCGUCAGCCCCGUCGAUCCUCCGGGCCAGCCUGACUACACUGACGUGACCGGUGACUCCAUCACGCUGAAGUGGGAUGCGCCCAAACGCGACGGCGGUAGCAAGAUUAGCGGCUACAACAUUGAGAAACGUCAGGGCCAGGGUCGUUGGUUCAAGGCCAACCUGACUGAUGUGCAGGACUGCCAGCACACUGUGACGGGCUUGACGACGAAUGAGCGCUACGAGUUCAGGGUGAUUGCCAGAAAUGCCAUCGGAGUCGUCAGUCCCCCGUCCAACUCGUCCGGUUUGAUUGUCGUCCGAAGCGAGAACGCCGCCCCUCACAUUGAAUUUGGCCCGGAGUAUUUUGAGGGUUUGACUGUCAAAGCGGGUGACAACAUCAGAGUGAAGGUGGCCAUCGCCGGACGGCCCGUGCCCAAGGUGGUCUGGUACAGAGAUGGUGUGGAAAUCACCAAAAAGAUGAUGGAUAUUGUCACCGUUUCCGGAUACAGCACUCUUUUCAUCAGAGACGCCGACCGUACUCACCGCGGUCUCUACACCGUUGAAGCCAUCAAUGGAUCGGGCAGCAAAAAGGAGGACCUCCUGGUUCAAGUACAAGACACCCCCGGGGAACCGCUAGGACCCAUCGUGUUCAGCAACAUCUCGGAGGGCAGAUGCACUCUGUCCUGGAAUCCGCCGGAGAACGACGGCUGCUCAGAAAUUUCACAUUACAUCAUCGAGAAGCGCGAAACAUCCAAGAUCUCUUGGGCGUUAGUGUCCGAUGACUGUCGCGAGUGCACGUUCGCCGCCACCAAACUCAUGAAGAUCAAUGAGUACCAGUUCAGGGUUUCGGCUGUGAACAAGUUUGGUGCGGGCAGGCCGUUGGAAUCCUGCCCCGUUAUUGCACAGCUGCAAUACACCGCCCCCGAUUCUCCAGGCACUCCUGAUGCCACCGAGGUCACAGCGGAAAGCAUAACUUUGGCCUGGACUCCUCCAACAUCUGAUGGCGGGAGCCCCAUUCUUCACUACAUUCUGGAAAAACGAGAGAAGAAGACCGUCCGUUUCUACCGGGUGCUUUCAAAGAAGCCCAUCGCCGAAUGUGCUCACACGGUUUCUCAUCUCACCGAGGACGUGGAAUACGAGUUCCGGGUCAAUGCCGUGAAUGACGCCGGUAUCGGCUCUCCGAGCAAUAUCUCCCUGCCCAUUAAGGCUGCCGGGCCAAAGGAUAUCCCCUGUGCUCCAUCUGUGGUCUGCGUGUAUGAUUCCACAAAUACCUCGAUCAGUCUGGAAUGGAGCAAACCUGCAGACGACGGAGGUUCUGAUAUCCUGGGCUACAUUGUUGAGAUGGCCAAGGGCGAUGAACCUGACUGGAGCAGAGUAAACGGAGAGCUCGUGACACAAACGCAGUACGCGGUGACCGGUCUAGACACUGGGGUUGAGUACAAGUUCCGAGUGGCCGCUGUAAAUCAAGUCGGGAGAGGUGAGGACAUGGCCACUUUAGAACCGGCUCGGGCCAUCGACAGACUCGCACCGCCGCAGGUGGACAUUGAUGCCGCCUUCAAGCAAACGCAUAUUGUCAAGGCUGGAGGCUCAGUGAAACUAGGCGUCCAAUUCAGGGGGAAGCCUGUCCCGGUCGCCACCUGGCUGAAAGAAGAAGGAGCGCUGGGUGUGAUGUCAGAGGUCACCACUGCGGAGGGCAGCAGUACUCUACAUCUUGAAAACUGCUCUCGAAGUGAUUCAGGCAAAUACACUGUCAAUCUGGAGAACAGCAGCGGUAGCAAGGCCGUUACUUUCACCGUGAGAGUCAUGGACACUCCGGGAGCUCCUCAGGCGUUAGCCUUCCAAGAGGUGUCCAGAGGCUCAGUCACACUUGCGUGGCAGCCUCCACUCAACGAUGGCGGAGCGCGAAUCCACCACUACGUUGUCGAGAGGCGUGAGGCGACCCGUCGCACGUGGCAGCAGUCCGGGGGCAAAUGCACUCAGAAUGUCAUGAAAAUCCAGGACCUCCUGGAGGGAGUGCCAUACUUCUUCAGGGUCUCCGCGGAGAACCAGCACGGUGUCGGUGAGCCGCUGGAGAUGACAGAGCCCGUCAUCGCCACAGCUGAGCCAGCGCCGCCAAAGAGACUGGACAUUGUGGACACCACAGACAGCUCGGUGUCCCUAAGCUGGCUGAAGCCGGAGCACGACGGCGGCAGCCGUGUCCAGUGUUACGUCAUCGAGACUAGGCUGAAGGGGACGGAUAAGUGGUUCGUGGUUGGCACCGCCAAGAACCUCUCCUACGUGGUCGAAAAGCUCAACAAGGGAGAUGAGUAUCACUUCCGCGUGAAAGCUAGGAAUGAGUCUGGCCUCAGCAGACCCAGGGAAACUCCAGCUCCAGUGUUGGUCAGAGAGCCACACAUCGAACCUGCUGCUGAUCUCAGCGAGAUCAGCAAUCAGCUGAUCACGUGCAGAUCUGGCAGCGUCUUCACAAUUGACGUUCCCAUUAGUGGGAGGCCCGCUCCCACGGUAGCCUGGAGGCUGGAGGAGAUGAGGUUGAAGAACUCGGAGCGAGUUUCCGUUAAAGUGACGAAAGACAGAACGAGCAUAUCCGUCAAGGACGCCAUGAGGGGCGAUGGUGGAAAAUACUACCUGACCCUGGAGAACGUCGCCGGAACCAAGACCUUUACGAUUGACGUGAAUGUUACGGGUCGGCCCAAUCCUCCACUGGGGCCUGUUGAGAUCUCAAAUAUCACCUCCCAAUCCUGUGUCGUCAACUGGGAUGCACCGGAGGACGAUGGCGGCACCGACAUUACCAACUACAUUGUGGAGAAGCGCGAAUCCGGUUCCAGCGCCUGGCAGCUGAUCAACUCCAGUGUGAAGCGCACGUCUCUCCAUGUCAGUCACCUGACCAAGUACAUGCAGUACACCUUCAGGGUCUCCGCCGAGAACAGAUUUGGCGUCAGCAAGCCGACCGAGUCGGAGACCAUCGUUGCGGAGCAUCCUUACACACCUCCCGGACCCCCAACAAGGCCAUCCGUCUUGAACAUCUCUGCCAACACGAUGACCUUGAAGUGGGAGGAGCCCUAUCACGACGGCGGCAGCGAGGUGACAGGUUACUGGAUUGAGAAGAAAGAGCGAAACAAUAUUCUUUGGGUGAGGGAAAACAAGAUCCCAUGCUUUGAGUGCUUUUAUAAGGCGGAAGACCUCGUUGAAGGCCUCGAGUACCAGUUCCGAGUUUAUGCGAUGAACAGUGCCGGUCUGAGCAAGGCCAGCGAAGCCUCCAAAGGAGCAGUCGCCCAAAACCCCGUCGACGCGCCAAGCAAGCCAGAAGUGACAAAUGUAACCAGGACCACAGUGUCGCUCAAAUGGCUGCCGCCGCUGAAUGACGGUGGCAGUCCAAUCGUCGGAUACGUCAUUGAGCGUAAACCAUUCACCUUGACCGGCGAGGGCCGCUGGCUGAAGUGUAACUACACGAACGUGACUGACACUUUCUACACCGUUACCGCCCUGGGAGAAGGAGAACCCUACGAGUUCAGAGUCAUUGCCAAGAAUGCCAACCAGGUCUUUAGCGCCCCAUCAGAUUCCACCGGUUCCGUGCAGUGCAAGACUGACUUUGAACCUCCAAAGGCUCAGCUGGAUGGCAAACUCCUGUCUGAAGUUGUUAUGGUGAGAGCGGGGUCAGACCUGGUUCUGGACGCUGCGGUGGGUGGCAGGCCUGACCCCAAAGCUUCCUGGUCCAAGGGCAGCAGGGAACUGGAGUUAUGCGAGAAGUACCACUUGCGAUACACAGCCAGCCGGGCGACGGCCAUCAUCAAGUUCUGUGACAGAGAUGACACCGGCAAGUAUAUUCUCACCGUCAGGAACGUGAGUGGAACAAAGACUGCCGAAGUCAACGUCAAAGUCCUCGACACCCCAGGGGCGUGCGAAGGCGGCAUCCAGAUCAGCAAGGUCACAGAGGAGUCGUGCACGCUGAGCUGGAAGCCACCUUUGGAGGACGGCGGUGACGAGGUGUCCCACUACCUCGUCGAGAGGAGGGACACCAACAGACUGAACUGGGUUUUCAUGCAUGCCGAGUGCAAGGAGCUGACCUGUGGCAUCACCGGACUUGUCAAGAACACAGAAUACUUGUUCCGAGUCCGGGGAAUCAACAAGUACGGCCCCGGAGUCCCGCUUCUCUCCGAGCCCAUGGUCGCCAGAAACACUUUCACUGUGCCAACUCCACCGAGUGCACCGGAGAUCCUGGUGUCCGGAAAGGACUUUGCGACCAUUGAGUGGCUGAAGCCUGAGAGCGAUGGCGGCAGUCCGUUGGUCCACUAUCUGGUUGAGAGGCGUGAGAAGAAGAGCGCCCGCUGGGUGAAGGUGAACAGAAGCGGAGCUCAUCUCGACACGACACUGAAAGUGUCGGGUUUGACCGAAGGCAACGUCUACCAGUUCAGGGUCACUGCCGUCAACAAGGCUGGAGAGAGUGAGCCCAGUGAGGUUUCUCUCUAUGUUGUCUGCAGAGAGCCGACAUGCACCCCGUCUGCCCCCUCUGUACCUCGUAUCACUGACACCCAUGCUGACAGCAUCAGCUUGGCCUGGUCCCGCCCCGUGGAGGACGGAGGAGCUGAUGUGCUGGCCUACAUUUUGGAAAUGCAGGAAGCUGGGACAGAGGAGUGGACAAAGGCCCACGAGAAGACGCUGCGGACUUCGGAACACACGGCGACCGGACUUUGCUCGGGGAAGAAGUAUAGCUUCCGAGUGGCCGGCCUCAACAUCAACGGCACCGGAGACUUCAGCGAGCCCUGUGCCGAAACAGAGCCAGUGGAGAGAAUCGAAACUCCUGACUUGGAGCUCCACGAUGAUCUGAAGAAGACCAUCUGCCUGCGUGCCGGCGGUUCUCUGCGUCUCUUUGUCAAUGUUAGCGGCCGUCCCGCUCCGACAAUCAUUUGGAGCAAGCCGGGCGUCGACCUUAACAGCCGAGGCUUCGUCGAGGUCACCCACAACUCAACCACGCUCAUCAUUGACAAGGUCCACCGAUACGAUGCUGGAAAAUACACGCUGGUGGCCGAGAACUCUGCCGGGAAACGAGAAGUCGAUAUUCUGGUCAAAGUCUACGACACGCCGGGACCGACAGGACCGAUCAAGAUCAAGGAACUGACCAAAGAAUACGCCACCAUCUCCUGGGAUGCCCCGACUGUCGACGGCGGAGCCCCUGUCAAUAAUUACAUUCUUGAGAGGCGCGAGGCCUCCAUGAGAGCCUACAAAACCGUCACUUCCAAGUGCAGCAAGACAUCCUUCAAGAUUGAGGGCCUGAUGGAGGGCAUGCUGUAUUACUUCCGCGUCCUGCCUGAAAACAUUUACGGUGUCGGUGAGCCUCGCGAGACAUCGGACGUCGUCCUGGUUUGCGAGGUGCCUCACCCGCCGCGCAAAUUGGAGGUGGUCGAUGUCACCAAAAGCGCCGUUUCGUUGGGCUGGGAGAAACCCGAGCACGACGGAGGUAGCAGACUGACCGGUUACGUGGUUGAGGCCUGCAAAUUUGGCACCGACAAGUGGAUGAAGGUGGCCUCGCUCAAGCUAACCGACUUUGAGCACACCAUUGAGAAGCUGAAUGAAGGGGAGCAGUACUUGUUCAGAAUCAAAGCCAUCAACAGUCGAGGUGCCGGUGAAGCAAAGGAGCUGGUCGCACCGGUGACCGUCAAAGAACAAAGAGUGAUGCCCGCAGCGGAUUUCACAAGCCUUCCGCAGAAAGCCGUUCACCUUCUGGCCGGUAAAACCCUGGAGCUGGACCUGCCGAUCGUCGGCAGGCCUCCCCCGUCUUGCUUCUGGUUCUUUGGCGAAAGUAGGAUCAAAAUCACAGACCGUGUCAAGAUCCGGAGCACCGGCAACUUUUCCAAACUAACCAUUGCCGACACGACCAUUGACGAUACUGGAAACUACACCUUGGAGUUGAAGAACGCUGUUGGUGUUACCGCCGAGGUCAUCAAGGUUGUCAUUCUCUCCAAACCCGACGAACCAGAAGGACCAAUCCGAUUUGAUGAGAUUGACGCCACCACAGUCACCUGUAGCUGGGAUCCUCCUGCCAGGGACGGCGGAGCUCCGGUCAGUGGCUACGCGGUGGAGCAACGAGAUGCCCACAGACCAGGCUGGGUGCCGGUUUCGGACUCUGUCAGUCGACCCACCUUCAAAUUUGAGAACCUGACUGAGGGAGAAGAGUACGUCUUCCGUGCGGCUGCUGUGAAUCACUACGGCACCGGAGAAUUCUUACAGUCUGAGAUUGUCACCUGUCGGAGCCUGACAAAUGUGUCUGGAUCUCCCGGCCGACCGACUAUUUUUGAUGUUUCACGCGACGGCAUGACUGUUGCCUGGAACCCGCCAGAAGAGGACGGCGGGCUGGAGGUUUCCGGCUACAUCAUCGAGCGCAAAGAAGUCCGGGCUGACAGAUGGGUGCGUGCCAACAAGAAUCCCGUCACCAUGAACAGAUACCGCUCGACGGAGCUCAUCGAAGGCCUGGAGUACGAACACAGAAUCAUCGCUAUCAACGCACGCGGAUUAAGCAAACCAAGUUUGCCUUCGAAACCAGCUGUGGCGUCAGAUCCCAUCGAUCCGCCCGGUUGCCCGCAGAACCCUCGGAUCACGGAAACCACCAAGUCGUCCGUCUCACUGGCUUGGAGUCCCCCCGAUGAUGAGGGAGACGCGAGAGUGGACGGGUACCUCAUUGAGAUGCAGAAAGUGGGCACCAUGGCUUGGCUCAAAUGCAACACCACCCCAUCUCUGAUCUGCGAGUACACACUGACCAACAUGCCACAAGGAGAGGAGUUCAAAUUCCGAGUACUGGCCUGCAACGCGGGAGGUUCCGGCGAGCCGGCCGAAGUUCCUGGAACUAUCGCCGUCACAGAGAUGUUUGAAUCUCCCGAUUGUGAACUCGAGCUGAAAUACAAAGACGUGUACGUGGUUCGUCACGGCGGGGUGGUCCGGCUCUCUCUUCCCAUCAAGGGGAAACCUCCCCCCACCUGCUCGUGGUCAAAGGACAGCGGGCCACUGUCACUCAAGGCCAUGGUUGCUUUCACCGGAGACACCAGUGAACUGGUGAUCAAAGGAGCCGAGAGGAGCGACUCCGGUGUAUAUGAGCUGUGCUUGGAAAAUAAAGUUGGCAGGAAGAAGGCCCAAAUCAAGGUCAAUGUCAUUGGCCGUCCGAGUGCUCCAGAAGGACCGUUAACGUUUGAGGAAAUCCAGGCCAACUCUGUGAAGGUGUCCUGGAAAGUGCCCGCCGACGACGGCGGUGCCGCGAUACUCGGUUACAUUGUUGAAAGAAGAGAGGUCACCAGAAAUGCGUGGUACACGGUGGACAGCAGGGUGACUGAUAACCAGCUGCUUGUCAAGGGCCUAAACGAAGGAACAGAAUAUCACUUUAAGGUUACCGCUGAGAACUCUUUUGGUAUCGGUCCAUCGCUGAAGUCGGAGCAGCCGCUGGUGCCCAAGACUCCGCUUUGCCCACCGCAGCCUUCCGGUACCCCGCCGGAGAUCGUGGAUGUCACCAAGAGCUCCGUGGCACUGACAUGGUCCAGACCAAAGGAUGACGGAGGGUCUUCCGUCACCGGUUACUUCAUCGAGUACAAGGAGGCGUCUGCGGAGCAAUGGUCUCGUCACCCCGCCAGGAUUCCCUCCACCACGUUUACCCUGUCUGGCCUCACGGCAAAUGCGGACUAUCACUUCCGUAUUUUUGCGGUCAAUGACAUCGGCGAGAGUGAGGCCGGACCCGUGUCAGAUACAGUCACGUGCAAAGAUCCAUUCGACAAGCCAAGCCAGCCGGGUGAAAUUGAUACAACAACUGUGACGAACAACUUGAUCACCAUUCGCUGGCAAGCUCCAGAGUGUGAUGGUGGAAAAGAGGUCCUGGGCUAUUGGGUGGAAUACAGGAAGUCCACUGAAAGCACCUGGAAGAAAUGCCACAGGGAGAGGCUGAAAGAACAGGAGUUCACCAUGCGUGGCCUGGCUGAAGCUACUGAAUAUGAGUUCAGAGUACUUGCCGAGAAUGAGACCGGAAUAAGCAGGCCUCGACGGACAGCCACUUGCAUUAAGACUAAACUGAGUGUUGAAACAAAACCAAGUCUGAGAAAGGAAAUGGAUGAAGUCACGGAGAAGCUUGGACAGCCCGCUGUCAUGAAGUGCCAGAUCAUCGGCAGGCCUGUUCCAGAGAUCCGGUGGUACCACGCGGGAAAGGAGAUCGUCGAGUCCCGCAAAUACGAGAUGAGCUCCGAUGGCCGUAACCACUCCCUUUCCGUCAUGACCGACCAACAAGAAGACGAGGGAGAAUACACCUGUAAGGCUACCAACGAUGCCGGAGAAGCAGAAACCACAGGAGUUCUCGUCCUGGAAGCCGCUCCCUCCUUCCACUCCGACUACCCGUUGAAGAGCACCUACUACGCCGGUCUGGGAACAACCCUGCGCAUCCACGCUGUGUACAUUGGCCGUCCUGCACCAAAGAUUAUGUGGCUCCAGGAGGCGAAGACCUUGGAGAACUCGGAGGACGUCAGUAUCGAGACCACGGAGCAUUAUACCCACCUCAUCAUCAAGAACGUGCAGCGCAGAAUCCACGGAGGAAAAUACAGGAUCCGACUGCACAACCACUUUGGCAGGGCCGACACCGCCUUUAAUGUUGAAAUCUACGACAAACCUGACGCCCCCCAGGGUCCCAUCGUUCUGGAGGCGCUCCUGAAGAACUCUGUCAUCAUCAGCUGGAAGCCUCCCGGCGACGACGGCGGAUGCCUGAUUACCAACUACAUCGUGGAGAAGCGCGAGGACAAGGAAGGAAGCGAGUGGGAACUGGUGUCAUCAUCCAUUAAUGGCACAACCUGUCGCGUGCCCAACCUGACCGACAGCGUUGGAUACUUUUUCCGCGUAUACGCCCAGAAUCGCAAUGGCAACAGCGAGCCGCUUGAACUCAUCGCGCCGAUCCUCAUUAAGAGCCAAUUGGAGAAACCAUCACCGCCUCAGGCAAUAGUUGUUUCUGGAAUCACCAAAGACUCCUGCGUGGUUUCCUGGAAGCCUCCCCUCAGUGACGGCGGCUCCAAAAUCAAGAGCUAUUGCCUUGAGAAGAAGCAAAAGAGGACCAAGAAAGAAUGGGGCGAAUGGACGCCGGUGACCGCAGAUGAGAUCAAACAGACGGUCUUUUCCGUCAAAUGCUUGUCAGAGGGCAUCGAACAUGUAUUUCGGGUGAAGUGCGAGAACCUCGGAGGACAAAGUGACUACAGUGAGGAGAGUGCUCCCAUUGUCCCCGCCGUAGCGGUUGACGUUCGAGCGCCUGCGUUCAGGGAGGAGCUGAGGAAUAUAAGCGUCAAACACAAGAGCAACGCUACGCUCGUCUGCAAGAUCACAGGUCAGCCCAAACCCGUCAUCAAGUGGUUCCGACGAGGAAAGGAGAUCCAUUCGGAUGGAAAGAAGAUCAAGAUUCAAGAAUUCAAGGGAGGUUACCACCAACUGGUCAUCGCCGAGGCUGACGAGGAAGACUCGACUGUGUACCAGAUCAGGGCAACCAACCAAGGAGGUUCCAUCUGUGCUACCAUCUCUCUGGAUGUUGAAAUUCCUGCAAAGAUCCACCUUCCCAAGAACCUCAAGGACAAAGAAGCAAUUCCUGCCCUGCGUGGAGAAAUGGUCAAUAUUAAGAUACCUUUCGGUGGCAAGCCAGAUCCUGUCAUCACAUGGCAGAAGGGACAAGAUCUUAUCGACAGCAAUGGCCACUACCAAGUCAUCGUCACGCGAUCCUUCACUUCUUUGGUGUUCCCCAACGGGGUGGAGAAGAGGGACGCUGGAUUCUACAUUGUCUGCGCUAAAAACAGAUUUGGGAUUGAUCAGCAGACGGUCGAGCUGGACGUGGCGGAUGUCCCUGAUCCCCCGCGCGGCAUUAAAGCCAGCGAUGUCUCUCGAGACUGCGUCACACUUAAUUGGGUUGCCCCAGCAAACGAUGGCGGCAGCAGGGUGAUCAGUUACACGAUUGAAAAGUGCCCCACCACAGCCGAGAUGUGGGAGCGCGUCGCUCAAUCUCGUGACACCCGCUACACUGUUAUCAAUCUCUUCGGGGGAACGAGCUAUCAGUUCAGAGUCAUCGCCGAGAACAAAUUUGGACAGAGUGCCCCGUCCGAGAGCAGCGGACCCGUCAUGACGAAGGAGGACAAAUCCAGAGUUCUUCUCUAUGACAGGGAGGUUGACGAGACAGGGCACGUUCCCAGAAGCAAAGCCCAACACUCUGAUGCGAAGAAUCUGCAUCACAGAUUUGCUAUUGCAGAAGAAUUGGGAAGAGGUCAGUUUGGUAUCGUCCACCGCUGUGUGAGCAUCAGCUCUGAGAAGACCUACAUGGCUAAAUUUGUCAAAGUCAGGGGUGCGGAUCAGGCGAUUGUGAAGAAAGAGAUAGCGACACUGAACCUGGCCAAGCACGCCAACUUCCUCCUUCUCCACGAGUCAUUCGAUAGCCCAGAGGAGCUGGUCCUGAUCUACGACUUCAUCUCAGGCGGCGACAUCUUUGAGCGUCUCAACGCAGCAGAGUUUGAGCUCAAUGAGCGAGAGAUCGCCAAUUACAUUCGGCAGAUCUGCUCCGCCCUCGAGUUUCUGCACAGUCAGAGCUACGGGCAUUUUGACAUCAGACCCGAGAACGUCGUGUACGCGACAAGAACCAGCUCCGUUGUAAAAAUCAUCGAGUUGGGCCAGUGCAGACACCUGACGCCGGGAGAGCAAAUCAAGGUCCAGUACACCACUGUGGAGUACGCCGCCCCUGAGAUCCACCAGUGUGACAUGGUGAGCACCGUGACCGACAUGUGGUCAGUCGGCGUCCUGUCCUACGUACUCCUCAGUGGACUCAAUCCAUUCGUGGCCGAAACCAACCAGCAGAUGAUUGACAACAUUUCAAACGCAGCCUACAGCUACGAUGACGAAUCCUUCAAGCGGGUCAGCGUUGAAGCGUUGGACUUCACAGACCGCUUAAUGACGAAGGAACGCAAGCACCGCAUGACCGCUGCCGAGGCGCUGCUGCAUCCGUGGUUGUCCGCGCCUGCGGAACAUUUGAGUACCGGAACCAUCCAGAGCACCAGACACAAGAGAUACUACCAGACAAUGGCGAGGAAAGAAUGGAAUACCGCCGUGUCUGCGGCUCGCGUGGCCAGCGGCGGCUCGAUUAGGUCCCAGCGAGGCGUGUUCAUCGCCAAGGUGAAGAUCGCUCCGUUUGAACACGGACCGGUCGGAGGCCAGGUCGGACACUUGGUGGCCAGCGAGGGUGACAGUGCCAAGUUCAUCUGCAACAUUGACAACUAUGACAGCACCACUGAGGUCACUUGGUAUUGCGGCGUCAGGCAACUGGAAGCUAGCGACAGGUACAAAAUCGAUUAUGACGACGGCCUGGCGGCGAUCACGAUCGCCAAGGUGACGAGAGCGGACGACGGCACGUACAGAUGCAAAGUCGUCAAUGAAUACGGCGAGGACAGCGUCUACGCGGAGCUCUUCGUCAACGGCGUCAGGUCAUACCGUGACUUCUUCACCGCUCGCGUGGUCAAGAGGACCAAGCGUCGAAUCGACACGGCCAGAAUGCUUCAGAAGCCGCCGGAGUUCACCCUUCCGCUGGUUAACCACACGGCAUACGUUGGCGAGGACGUGCGCUUUGGCGUGACCAUCACCGUUCACCCCGAGCCCCGCGUCACGUGGCACAAAUCUGGACAAAAGCUGCUCCCCGGAGAGGAUGACAAAAAGUACACCUUCAUCAGUGACACAGGCCUGUACCAGCUCGUUAUCCACAGCGUCGACGAUGACGACGAUGCAGAGUACAGCGUCGUAGCCCGCAACCGGUACGGCGACGACACCUGCAAGGCUCGUCUUACCGUGGUUCCUCGGCCGAAACCGGCAGACCUCACCAUCAGGCCCAUGUUCAAGCGCCUUCUUGCCAAUGUCGAGUGCAGAGAGGGCCAGAACGUUCGCUUUGAAAUCAGGGUGUCGGGACACCCGGCGCUCAAGUGGGAAAAGGAUGGCACGCCCAUCGCCUUCGGGCCAUCUAUCGAACUCGUGCACGAGGGCUUGGAUUAUUUCAUUCUUCACGUGAGAGACACGCUGCCUGAAGACUCCGGUGUAUACCGAGUGACCGCAACCAACUCUGCUGGAUCCGCCAGUUGCCAGGCAACGCUAAAAGUCGAACGCGUCGCCCACGUCAAGAAAGUUUACGAGAGCAGCCAGAAGGAGCGGGCGAGUUUGACUCAGAAGGAGGAAUUGGACAAAAAAGUGAGGCUGCAUCAGAUUUUGUCAGACACCGUCGUCUUACCGUUACCUCCUGCGGCAGUGCAGGCUGUCAGGGAAGCGGCGACCGUGUUCAAACCCGCCGUGCCCACUAAAAAGGGCGAGAAGUCGGAGGCCGAAAAACAGAAAGAGAAAGAGGAGCGGAAGAAACGGGCCGAUGAGAAAAGACUACGCAUGCCGUACGAUGUACCCGCGCCACGGGUCGUGAACCAGGCUGUGCUCGAAGAGGACGUGGAAAUCAAACACUUCAAGCCACUGUCGGAUAUGAAGUGGUACAAGAAGCUCAGGGAUCAGUAUGAAUUCCCGGAGCCCUUGGAGAAAAUUAGGCAGAAGCGGAUGAAGCGUAUUCGUCUCUCCAGGUGGGAGGAGUUCUACGAGGUGCCGAUCAGGAUCAAGGACCAGUACAAGCCAAGGUGGCGCAUCCCAUCCGUGACUCGGGACGAUUUGGAGACGGUGAGGCCGUCGAGGCGCCGCGUGGCUUCCCCGGAGGUGGAUGUCUACCACAGGAUCAGGAGAAGGUCCCUGGGCGACCUGUCGGACGAGGAGCUGCUACUGCCGGUGAAGGAGUAUCUGUCCAUGAAGACCACCGAGGAGGAGAGGCUUCGCCUGGAGGGAGAGCUGGAACUCGGGUACUCGGCUUCCCCGCCCAGCCUCAGCCCCGUCCGCUUUGAGCUGUCGGCGCUGCGCCCUUCGCCGCCCGUAAGAGCAUAUAGUGAUGAGGAGGAGGCCCGAGCCUCGCCGAGGUACGACUCUUACCGAAUUCCGUCCAAAUACGAAGCCGGCCCCAGCUUUGUCGAGCUGCGGCAGCGCCAUGACAAAGCCACGUACAGACCUCCCAGAGAGAAGCAAAGAGUCUACGAGGAGAGGGAGGAUCAGGAGUUGCUCCGACCUCACGCAACCGCUCAGAGACUCUCCUCCUACAAGAGUCAACUCCAGCGCAUGGAAUUUGAGGAGAAGACUCGAAGUUUGAGGCAGGAAACGGCCGUCACUGUCACAAGAGCUUCGGAGAGCAUCGAAUCGGAGCACCUGACGUUUUUGGCUUCCGAAUAUGUCCCGAAACCCAUGAAGAAGCUCUCCGAACCGGAGAUGAAAGCUGCUCCCUCAGAAAAGGUGGUUAAAAAAGACAGCGCUUUGCCCAGAGUCGAUUUUCUCUCCAGGUACGAGGAGAGAAAGCAGACUCUCAGGUCAGAGCGGAGGUCUGUGGAGAGAACGUCGGAUUCUCCUUUCAGUCUCGACCACGUACCGCACAUUAGCAUCCGCUUGCGAUCUCAUCGCGUCGCCUCGGGCUCCGACGCCAGCUUCACCCUCAAUGUCCGGGCCAGACCUGAGCCCGGAGUCAAGUGGUUCCACAACGGAAAGGAGAUCAAGCCCAGCGACAAACACCGCAUGAGCCAUACGAGUGGACUUCUGACUCUCCAGAUCAACAACUGUGUGACUGAAGACGCAGGAACGUACUCUGUGGUCUGCAGGAACAUCAAAGGAGAGACUUCAGACAGUGCCACAUUGGACGUAGCGACAGGAUAUGCUGCCUACUCUUCCACCCGCCGGGAUGAGGAGCCGCCAUCCUCCCAUCUUACGGACGCGGCCGAAACGGAGGCGUACCGCAUCUCGGCGGCGGCGGCCGAGGAAACGGUGGCCCAAACGGUGACAAAGAGCGUCAGUGUUGUCGAAAGGGAAAAAGCCGAGCCCGCGGUCCCUCCGAAGAUCCUGAGCAAACCUCAGUCUCUGAGCGUCGAGGAGGGAGGUCUUGCCAGAUUUGUCUGCGACGCGGACGGCGACCCGUCGCCUUCCAUAUUGUGGCUUCAUGAGGGAGCGGCUCUGAGUUCCUCCGGCUAUCGCCGCAUUGUCUCGACGCCGUACGGCUCCUCUUUGGAGAUUUCUUCUGUUCAGGUGUCCGAUGAGGGAAACUAUGCCGUGAUCGUGGAAAAUAGCGGCGGCAAAGAAGCAGCCCAUUUCACACUGACCAUUCGCAAGACUGAGUCCAAGCAAAAAGUCGGGGUCUCUCCUCGAGUCGCCUCUCCUGAAGCCAGGUCCCCCGAGCCUGUCAAAUCCCCACAGAGGAUGCGGUCUCCCGAGCCGCUCAAGUCCCCUCUGAGGGUCAAGUCGCCGGUCUCGCCAAAGUCCCCCACCGCCAAAUCCCCGCCCCCGUCCGUCAGUCAAAUCAAAUGGUGAUCGCCGCAGUGCGAGAGAGCGACGGCGGAGCGUCUGUGCUGCGACUCUUCAACCAACUCGGCUCCACCUCCGCGACUGUCAACGUUCGGGUCCGAUCGAUGUAAGAAAAAAAAAAAAAAUUCCAUUACAACGUGUCGGUGUAUUAACCCCACCCCCGCCCCAAUUCCCCUCAUUGGUAAUUGUUUGUUUCAUGAAUAAGCAACAAGAAUUGACACAGGUUCAUCUUCUUGUAAAUAAGAACUUUUUUUUUGUACCUAACUUGACGUUCAUUCUUUGGUAAACUCAAGUAUCUCCAGUUGUUUUCCAAUGUGAUGACACUUGUGCAGUGACAUGUACAUAAUGUAUAUAGCCGGAUCGGACGGUUAUGGGGAAUGUAUGGAUUGUUAUUGAUGACGAUGAAUAUGAAGCAAAGGAAGGAAACCAAAUGCGCUUGAACAGGAGAAAGUCCCGCGCGGUACGAAUACCCUGCUAAACGCGGAAACUAAAAUGCUGCGCCUCAACGCUACGUUGACGUCUAAGAUGGCCUCGGCAGGUAGAGCGUCUCCCUGUCGAAGUUAACGCAAAAAGAAACCUAUUUGAUUUGGACACGUGUCGCUCUUACUAUUUCCUGCGGAAGCGAGACCCCGAGCGCCGCCUGCGUCACCCUCACGCAAGCGGCGCGACGAGGUCUCGCGCUCGGACCGACUGCGUCGCACCACCGAUUUCUUGGAUGACCGGCUGAGAGCGCGAGUGGCCUGCGCUCUCUCCCCUUUGACAUUGGAGCGCCGCUUCUGGCGCAGGACAGUCCUUCGGGAACGGCCCCCGGCCGCCAAAGAAAGUCCCGGUGGGCUCUGCUGCGCGGGAGCUGCGCCGUCUCUUGGAGGAUUGCUCAUUAGCCCGUUUGCGUGUGUAGUAGCUCGUAGUCAGUGUUGAGUUCUCUGCCGCGGUGGACUCCACCCGCUGUGGGAAACCGCAUUUUCUUUCACUAAUCCUCCUUGAGUGUUUUCUUGUUUUUGUUCGAAUAAAGCAUGCUUUCAGCACCACA
Hippocampus comes (tiger tail seahorse) is the source of this 63005-nucleotide messenger RNA. RefSeq names its product titin, tandem duplicate 1 (gene ttn.1). Bases 194 to 61981 code for a protein of 20595 amino acids. Lineage: Eukaryota; Metazoa; Chordata; Actinopteri; Syngnathiformes; Syngnathidae. The record is from RefSeq and is a predicted model, not a curated record. Gene Ontology annotation, biological process: sarcomere organization; protein phosphorylation; cardiac muscle tissue development. Gene Ontology annotation, molecular function: protein binding; protein kinase activity; ATP binding. The transcript is spliced from 128 exons. Gene Ontology annotation, cellular component: M band.